Messenger RNA from Amoebophrya sp. A25, 49432 nucleotides. The record is from the annotation of a GenBank genome assembly. Lineage: Eukaryota; Dinophyceae; Syndiniales; Amoebophryaceae.
AUCUGGAGGGGUCUUUCUAACGCAUAUCUGGAGGGGAAUUUCUCGGGUAUAUCUGGGUGGGUAAUCUUCGCUGGGCCAACGAACCAUGGCAGGGGCUGAGAUCGCCCGUGAGGGCUGUGAGUACGAGACGCUGGCACCAGAGAACCACGACGAGACCACCAAAAUCAUGGGCACUGGCAGCACUCCGCAGAGCCAGGAGGUACAUAUUAAAAAUAAUCUUCAUCGCAUUUUUUAUUUUUUCAUGGUGGCCCUCGCCCUCGUAGAUUUCCUUGUUUCGAUCCACCUGUCCACAUUCAUAGUUCUUGGAUUGAAGGUCUAUGAGAUAUGGGCUAACUUUGUAAACUUAGCAAACAAGUACAAGCAACUCUAGUACACGUUUUGGUUGGGUCGUAGGUUUUAGGAGUCGAAAGCAAAGAAGAGGCAGAGGCUCUUGCCGUUUAUAAUAACUCAGAAGACAGCGCUUUGGCAGCUCUUCGAGAUCGUGAAGGUAUGGGGGUACUCUGCGGCUCUGUUUUCCUAUUGAAUGGGGACGACAAAUGGCACACACCCUUUAGUUUUAUUUAAGUAGGAACUUGACAACUUCAACUUAGUCUUAGAGUGAUGCGGGCCAUCAUCUGGCCUCUCAGCAACAGACUGACUCCUUCGCAUUAGGCUGCUGAGUAAGUUAUAUUGUGCGAUUAAAAUAAGAAGAAGAUGAGAAGUAGAUCUAGAUGUAGAAAGAGCUUGAGCACUAACUAACUUUUUGGUAGAUCAUGAGUGCGGUUCUACCUCCCUGAGCUGGUCUUCCCACUGCACUGCCAGAGCGGCAAUACCAUAGAAAAGAAGCAAGAAGCUUUUCUUCAUAAGGAAGGAGCUUCCCCGGGAGAGCCCAACCUCAUGAACACGAAGGGCAUGUAGCUAAGCUCCCGCGACCUUAGCCCCCUUUUAGAGUGAUCCUCAGUUAGCGCUAGCUGUCACUUGCGUAGGGUCCUGUAUGAGUAUGACAUAGGAGGUAACUUUUUUUCAGCUAACACUAUGCCAUAUUAGUACAACUUAUAUUAGAGUAAGGUAAAUAACGGGUUUCGGGUUGCUCGCGUUGCAGCGGGUUGCCCGCGUUGCCGAAGCGCAGGGGUUGCAAAUCUGGAACGGGUUGCCACGGGUUGCCAGGAGAAUCCUGGCCCAGCAAAAUGGGGCGAAGCCGGGCGGAGGGUAUGGCGGAGCAUUUGCGCGCCCGAAGUGAAGAAAUGAAGAAGAGCGCAGCUCUUGCCUUUUGUUGGGGCUCAUGAAAUUGAAAGGGGCAGCCACGUGUGGAGGGCUCUGCAGCCUUUCAGGCUCUUACUUUGUAGCGUGCGGGCGCGUGUUUGAAGCGAAAACAAGGAGCGAACUUCCCUGCUCUCUGUUGUUUUUUUUGAGUUCAGUGUCGCCGUGGUCUGGUGUGUCGUCUUCGAGUCGUUGGCGAUCUCUCCACUUUUUCUUCGGGUGCGAGCGUGGCCAAUCUGCUUGGGGGCUGAGAGCGUGUUUCUGUCUGCUGCCAUCAGCGUGCGGGCGACGUGUCCAGCCUUGGGCCUAGCAGUAAGUAUACUGGAGGAGCUUGCUAAAUUGAAACGGAUUGACGCGCUAGAUAUUUAUAUACGAGCGCAUCGCCAUCAGUAUGCAACUAGAAAGAACUACGUAGACGUCGCAAGUAGAUAGGGCGUCGCCGCUAGAUGUCUUACCCAUCUAGCUAGAUACCAGCCACACCACUCCGCUGAGAGUAAGAAUCGGUGGCCGCACUUCCUUGGCAAGAAAAGGGUAGGCGUUGGGGCUUUAAUGGUGGGCGCACUAAGAAGAACGCCAAGGAUCAGAGACGCGGCGCGUGGUGUCGUGCGCUCCUUUUAAGGUUUCUCGUAGGGUCAUAAGUCUGCGCCUGAAGGGCGCCGCGCAAAAAAUUUGGGUUGGCAACUCGAGCAAGCCGACCCGAUAUUGGUCAAAAAAAGGCCUAAAGCUAUUGGCGUUAAGUCAGCUAAGAACUGCACAAAAACGGUCUUCGCUGCCGCCUCCUCGUCCUGAAAGUGCUCCGCUUAGCGGCUUUUGCAACUUGCUUCCUCUUGGUUUUUCUGUCUUUUGGUUUCGUUUCAUCCAUGUGAUCCCCCGCGCCCCUCCAGAGUCCACCGCACCAGCCUGCAAAUGUGUGCUGGGGGAUUUUGGAGGGGCGCGGGGAUUUGGAGGGUGCCCGAGGUUCUUGGCUCGCAACUGGGUGAGGGUUUUCCAGAAGGGAGCGCAAUAGGCGGCGAGUGUUCUGCGGAUUCGUAUCAUGCCCGGAAAGAUUGAACUCCGUCCGGAUUUUUGCAGUCCUUAUUUGGAUUUUCUCCAUUCAGGCCCCACUUGUCUGCGGUCAGAUUUUUCACCAUAAUCGGAGAGGUUUGGGGGUUCUUCGUUCUUGGGUCUUUUCAUGUUGUUAAGUGUUGGACUUUUGACCACUCGGCGCCCCGAGGCUCUCGCGCCGGGUGGGAUUAGUUACAAGGAUGAGAGACACGCCGCCGCCUCUAAAUGGCCAGGCCAUUCCCAAUGCGCGCCGCUGUGUGUGCGCAGAUUGUCGGGGGGGUUUGCUGGCUUUGUUCGCACUCUUUUGAAGUAUUUCAGCGGGGAACUUUUCGGGGGUUUCAACUGAAUUGAAUAAACUCCUCUAUUGUGUGCCGUGUUCCGGCUCGCGAGGCCAUUUUUGAUGAAAAAACUGAAAAGAUGUCUUCAGAUUUUUUUCCAAAAAUGGCUUAGCGAGCCGGAACACGGCAAACAAUAGAGGAGUUUAUUCAAUUUGUUGGCAUUUUUCAAGAAGGGCUGGACUGGUUGCCGCUUCAGUUCCAAAGGGCUCGCGCCUCCUCUUUUUGUUCAGUUUCGAUGGUGUAGCGUGCUCGCCGCGCCUCUCGUGCUUCUGCAGUUGGUUGAUUAGAUUUCAAACCCCACUUGUCUGUGGUCAGAUUUUUCACCAUAAUCGGAGAAGUUUGAGGCAGUCCGCCCGAGGUUCUUCGUCCUUGGGUCUUUUCAUGUUGUUAAGUGUUGGACUUUUGACCACUCGGCGCCCCGAGGCUCUCGCGCCGGGUGGGAUUAGUUACAAAGAAGAGAGACACGCCGCCGCCUCUAAAUGGCCAGGCCAUUCCCAAUGCGCGCCGCUGUGUGUGCGCAGAUUGUCGGGGGGGUUUGCUGGCUUUGUUCGCACUCUUUUGAAGUAUUUCAGCGGGGAACUUUUCGGGGGUUUCAACUGAAUUGAAUAAACUCCUCUACUGUGUGCCGUGUUCCGGCUCGCGAGGCCAUUUUUGAUGAAAAAACUGAAAAGAUGUCUUCAGAUUUUUUUCCAAAAAUGGCUUAGCGAGCCGGAACACGGCAAACAAUAGAGGAGUUUAUUCAAUUUGUUGGCAUUUUUCAAGAAGGGCUGGACUGGUUGCCGCUUCAGUUCCAAAGGGCUCGCGCCUCCUCUUUUUGUUCAGUUUCGAUGGUGUAGCGUGCUCGCCGCGCCUCUCGUGCUUCUGCAGUUGGUUGAUUAGAUUUCAAACCCCACUUGUCUGUGGUCAGAUUUUUCACCAUAAUCGGAGAAGUUUGAGGCAGUCCGCCCGAGGUUCUUCGUCCUUGGGUCUUUUCAUGUUGUUAAGUGUUGGACUUUUGACCACUCGGCGCCCCGAGGCUCUCGCGCCGGGUGGGAUUAGUUACAAAGAAGAGAGACACGCCGCCGCCUCUAAAUGGCCAGGCCAUUCCCAAUGCGCGCCGCUGUGUGUGCGCAGAUUGUCGGGGGGGUUUGCUGGCUUUGUUCGCACUCUUUUGAAGUAUUUCAGCGGGGAACUUUUCGGGGGUUUCAACUGAAUUGAAUAAACUCCUCUACUGUGUGCCGUGUUCCGGCUCGCGAGGCCAUUUUUGAUGAAAAAACUGAAAAGAUGUCUUCAGAUUUUUUUCCAAAAAUGGCUUAGCGAGCCGGAACACGGCAAACAAUAGAGGAGUUUAUUCAAUUUGUUGGCAUUUUUCAAGAAGGGCUGGACUGGUUGCCGCUUCAGUUCCAAAGGGCUCGCGCCUCCUCUUUUUGUUCAGUUUCGAUGGUGUAGCGUGCUCGCCGCGCCUCUCGUGCUUCUGCAGUUGGUUGAUUAGAUUUCAAACCCCACUUGUCUGUGGUCAGAUUUUUCACCAUAAUCGGAGAAGUUUGAGGCAGUCCGCCCGAGGUUCUUCGUCCUUGGGUCUUUUCAUGUUGUUAAGUGUUGGACUUUUGACCACUCGGCGCCCCGAGGCUCUCGCGCCGGGUGGGAUUAGUUACAAGGAAGAGAGGCACGCCGCCGCCUCUAAAUGGCCAGGGCAUUCCCCACGGGCGCCGCCAUGCGUGCGCAGAUUGUCGGGGGGGUUUGCUGGCUUUGUUCGCGCUCUUUUGAAGUUUUUCAGCGGGGAACUUCUCGGGGGUUUCGCCGGAAUUGAAUAGACCCCCCCACUGUUUGCCGUGUUCCGGCUCGCAAGGCCAUUCUUGACGAAAAAACUGAAAAGAUAUCUUCAGACUUUUUUCCAAAAAUGGCUUUGCGAGCUGAAACAAGGCAAAAAGUAGGGGGGUUUAGUUAUUCAAUUUCCUGGCAUUUUUCAAAAAGGGCGGGGCUGGUUGCCGCUUCAGUUCCAAAGGGCUCGCGCCUCCUCUUUUUGUUGAGAUUCGAUGGCGUAGCGUGCUCGCCGCGCCUCUCGUGCUUCUGCAGGUGGUUGAUUAGGGUGGCGCUAAGUCAGCUAAGAACUGCGCAAAAGCGGCCUGCGCUGCCGCCUCCUCGUCUUGAAAGUGCGCCGCUUAGCGGCUUUUCCUUUUGUGACUUGCUUCCUCUUGGUUUUUCUGUCUUUUGGUUGCACACAUAUGAGCACACAGCACUGCCGGGUGGAGGAGGACAGGGACGGAGCAAGAUAGACUACGCCGUGGCCAACAGGACGGCGGCGGAAAGGAUGGGAAAAGCUGGCAUGAGCUCGAGGAAACUGGGCUACACCAUAAAGGAAGAAGAGGAGAAGAAGGGCCGCCGCCCCAUGCUGGUUACCAUUGGGCUCCUCGAGAAACAGGGAAAGCGGAAAGAGCUGGGGAACGUCGGGGCGAUCCGGUAUGGCAGGGAGAGGGUGUGGGAAAUGGCACGGCACCAGAGGGAAAUGGUGAGGCCCUCGAAGUACGGGCUGGAGCAACGAGAAAAGUGGGACACGCUGCAGCACAAGACUGGACAAAGGCAGCAAAAACAGAAGAGAAAAGGAGAAACGGAGGAACAAGAAGAGAGGGGAGCAAAGAAGCAGUGGAAACAAGAGGAGCCGGGGGAAGCGGACAAGGGGGGCGCACGCACCCAAACACCGGCAGAGAAGCGGAGGCAGAUAAGGACUGCGAAUGUGUGCAGCUGGACGCCUAGAGAGCUCAGGAGUGAACUGAAGGAAACAAAAUCCAACAAGGAAAGAGGACCGCGGAGAGGUCUGACGAUGCUGGAUGGAUAUGGAAGCGACUAGCCAAAAGGGUACACGCGAGGGAACAGGAGAAAAAAUGGAGGGGGAUGCAGGCCCUCCGCGAAGCUAGGAGGGUAGUCCGUCGAAAAUAGAAAAGAGGACGUGUUCCAGAAGUGGGACAAAAUAGGGGACAGAGAAAGGGCGAGGACGCUUCGCGCACUAGCAGAAGAAGAGACGGCAAGGGUGGAACGGUGGCAAGAGCUCAAGAAAGUGGCGGGCAAUGCCAGGGAGCUCGAGGACAUUGAAGCAGAAAGGGCUAAAGAGCUCGAAGAGGUAAUGGCCUGGACGCGUCGGAUGUCCCUGAACGCCUACAGGGCCCGCCAGGGGCGUGAAACCUACGGAAAAGAGGACGGGGAGAAAGGCGCCUGCCUCUCCCGCGUAAGAUAAUGGCAGACAGGGGGCUCAGAUGGCUCAAAGCGCCUGAGGAGCAGGCAAGGGACCAGAAGGAAGAGAACAGCCUGAGAGACUGGAAAAGAGGCAAGGACCAGACGCAGACUGGAGGAGGGCUCGCUCUCCCGGUAGUCUGGGAAGAACUCUCCCAGCGGGUGAAAGCCAUAACAAACCGAGGCAAGCAUCCCAGAGGGGAGGGUAGGGAAAGGCUGGGCGCGGUGAUAGUAAAAGACGGGAAGAGAAAAGAGACCGGGAACGAGCUGGAAAAGCUCCGGCGCGAACGGAUUAAAGCAACAAAGGAAGGGAAAAAAGCGGGCGCCGCUUUGGCGCAUCUUCUGAGGAAAUACCACGAGGGGAAGACGAAGGCGACUGCAUGGCGGUGCUGGCGACAAGGCGAGCAGAAAAUAAACGGAGGAAAAGAAAAAGAGAACCGGUAAGCCCCCGGAGGAGGAGCAAGAAGAGCAGGAGGCGAACGAGGUAAGCAGCACGCUAGGGCAAAAGCUGAAAGAAAUCGCGGCCAGGCGUCGCAACCUGCGCAAACAAGAGGAGGACCUGAGGGGGGAGGUAGAAGGACUAGAAAAGGAAGCGAAGGCCACGGGGUGGAAGGGCAGAAAAUCAGGAACCUCGCCAGAGGAAGCAGGACCGACCAGGCCGAGCAGCUGAGCUCCAUGAAAUGGCGCGGCAACACAGAGGGACGAGCCGAGGAGGAAAGAAGAACACCGAAGGCAGUGGCAUCAGGGUAACCGACCGCGUUGGGAAAUACAAAGGAACCGCCAGGACGGGCAACGAGAUCGCUGACGCCUUCCGCGAGAGAAUAGAGGAGCGCUGGAGCAUCGCCGGAGAAGAUGAUAAGGACACCGACGAAAAAUGGAACAAGACCAAGGAAGAAGCGGAGCCGGGAAAGUGGUCGGCCAAAAUAGGCGAGAAGCUCCGGAAUGAGCUAAAAGGAGUGGGCGCCAAUGGGCUGCCAUGGCAGGCCGAUAGGGAGGCAACCGAACAAGCCAAGUCCGCGAAAGCGGCUGGGCCGGGCGGAAUCAUCGGAGAGAUCUUCAAGCUGGGCCCCGUGAACUGGGCGAAGGUUCUGAAGGAGAUAGACGAAGCGAGCGGGGCUGAGGAGUUGCAAACAGGAUGGGCGGCAUGACUGUACAAAGGGAGGGGAAGCAAAUGCGAGAGAAUAAACUACAGGCCAGUCGCCGUCCUGCAGGUUGCGCGCGAGAUAAUACGCAACGCGCACAGGUGCCAGCUCGAAGGAAUCAUAAGGGAUGCCAUGGGUAGGGUCCUCCGUCAGUAUGGUUUCCAGGCCCGAGUGGGAUCAUGCAGGGACUACCUCCUCGACGUCAGGUCACGGAACUCAUAGAGGCAGACGAGACGUCAGGCCCUACCCUUGCGCUGUGCGAUCUAAGUAAAGCCUUCGACCGGGCGAGAAGGCCAGGGGCAAGCCUUGGAGGAUCAUGCUGGAGCUAGGUGCUCCAGCCGGAUACGUCGAGAAGGUGACGAACUUACACAGAAAGACGCGAAGGGCUUCGCAGUGGGGAAAGCACCGAGCAGAAGAGACAGCAAUCGACCUCGGAGUGUAUCAGGGGUCGCCAAUAUCCCCCUACCUGUUCAUCAUCUACACGCUUGCGAUGAGUGAAGAAAUCGAGCGAAGACUAGAGGGGGAAGGGUUGAGGGGGGUAGAAGUGACCAAGCCAGCGAACGCGACCGAGGAACCGCGAAAAGGUUGGCAGAACAGCCAGCGCAAAUGGAAGCCAAGGGUGAAGAAAUGGGGCAACCCGGCCCCCGAAGAGAGGCAGCCGCGCAGGGGGGUGGUCCCGGAGCAUCCAAGCGUGCGAGGGGCUGACAGGGACACAGAUAGGGCCUUCAGCCUCACCAUAUACGCUGACGACGCAAGCAUAUGGGGGCACACGGUGGAGAAGACAGUCUGGGCGGUGGAAAUCUUCGAGGAAGUAGGGCAGGGCUACAGCAUGACUGUGAACAAAUCAAAAACGGAGACUCUCACGCGGGAAAAACUGACCCACCAGGAGCGGAAGGCCAUAAGUGAGAGACUAGGAAGCAGCGACUUCGAGGCAAAAGGGACAGAUCUGAUUAAAAGAAACGGGCGUCUAGUCGGGGAUAUCGUAAACAUCUACGGCGCCACACAGCCGGAGGUGGCUGACCGGCUGAACAAGGCCAAAAAAGUCGCGAGGAUGAUCAGCCCGCUCCUAAGAGAUGAGGACAUCGAUCAACAUGACAGGAAGAUGCUAGUCGAAGCCCUGGUGGACACCGUUUUACUCUAUGGGCUCGACACGUCCAAACUGUCAGACCAUGACAUGGAACAGAUGCAGCAAAUCCAGACCAAGCUGGUCACUCAGGGUCGUGGCGGACCCGAAGGAAGAGAAGAGGCGCGGAGAGACUUGGGGAAAGAAGAGGGCGGCCCUACCGCUCACGGAUAUGACAAAGGAGGAGAUCCGCGCAGCGUGCAGAAUGGUGGAGAAGGAGCAGCGCCCGCCGCAGGAGGAGGUAGACAGGAGAGCCCGCCUCCCCACGGUUCGGAGCAAGUGGGAGCGCCUGAGGCUACUGGCAAUAGUCGACAGAUACAGGGAGGAAAAGUGGGGCAGAAGGCUCGGCCUGGGGAUGACUCUCAAGGCCAACGAAGGGCCGAACACAAUGCCUGCCAGGAGAGUCAGACUAGGAGAAAGGGACAACAAGGAGGCGGAGAUAUGGAAGAAAUUCAAGGAGAGACUAGGGAAAUUCCUCCAAAACGAACCAGGGGGGGUUCCAUAAUAUGGAGGAACUGAGCGAGAUAAUAGAAAUAACGCGGGACCCUGAGAAGCUGGAAGGGACGCCACGCGUGCAGACCUGGGUGGAGCGGCUGGGAAUGGCAGACGUCGACGCGUGGAACCUCGUGACACGCUGCCCGCAGUCGAUCCACUGGAAGGAACUAUGGAACGCGGCAACGAGAGUCCUGCACAAUACCAGAAGAGGAGAGCGAGAAGACAGGGACUGGACGACGUGCAAGCACUGUGGGCAGGAAGGCUCUAAAGGCCCAAAGGGUUUAGUGGCGCACUGGGUAAGGACGGCAAAAAACUGGAAGGAAGAAGAGCGCGCAAGCUGUGGCUACCAGGCUGCAAGCGAAAGAGAGCGAGAAUGGAAGAAGGACCGCGGGGACAUGAUGGACGCCGGUGACCUGGAAAGGCUCUCGCACUUCCAGGAAAUAUAUCUGGAGGAAGCAGGACUGAGCCCCGAGGAUGUGAAAGAAGUGGCGCGCAUAUCGCUGAAAGGAAAAAAGUGGCCGUACGUAGGAAACGGCAUGCACAUCCAAGACAAGCAAGAGGCAGAGGAGCGCCUCAAACUUGUGGAAGACUGGGAACAUUACGAGCAGACGGGGGAAAUCAUCGACCAAGACAACCGGCGAGACUGCCCCUGGGGGGUGAAGAAAUGCCAGGGGGCGCAGUCGGAUACUCGCCGAUGUGGUAUGUGCCAGGCGAUGCACGGCACAGGCCAGGCGCGCCAGAAGUGGCUAGAACAGGCCAAAAGGGUAAGAAAGGACGAGAAAAGGUGGGAUGCAUACCACGGGGCCAGGCGAAUGCGCUGGGACCCGAUGACAAAGGUAAAGGCGUGCCCAUACAAAGAGAAGGCGUGUGGCUGGCCGGUGGAGAAACCGGGAAAAUGGUGCGAAGGGUGUAAAAGAAUAGAGGGAGGAGAAAUCUGGGCCGCCCACUGCAGGGAAGUAGAGGAGAAAAAAAAAAGGAGGACCCUGCGGGGAAGGAGCAGGAGGAAAAAGCCAAGGCCCAGAGAAAAAGACAGAGGGAAGAGGGGCAGGACGAUAGGGCAAGAAGAGAGGCCCAACGCAAAACCCAAAAGAGAGUGAAGAGACAGAGGAGAAGAGAAGGGAAGGAAAAAAGAGACCCGCGGGCAAACCGCUGGAGGGACUCAGGGAAGGAAAGAAGCCAAAGAAGCCUCCAGGGGCGGAAAAGGCUGGAGGAGAAAAGCGGCCAGCGGAGGAGCCGCUGAUAGACCUCAGAAAAGGGAAGAAGGGGAAGAAGCAGCCAGGAGACCAAGAGGAGGAGAAGGGCAACGCCCUCAAGAAAAGGGGGGCACAGAGCAGCCCCACAGCAGUGAAGAGGAAGCAGCAACGAGAACAAAGAACAAGGCUGAAAGAGAGGAAAGGAGCCAGCACAGAAGUGAAGAAAAAAGAAGAGAAAGGGCGGAGACCUGGCAAAGGGACCGCCGGACGAAAUGAGGCCAAGAAGACCACGAAGGGAACAGAACAGCAAAAAAAAAAGGCCGAAAUGAAGGGGCCGCUUAAGGGGAGGCCCCCCGAUGAAGGGGGAGGCAGUGCAGGAGGGUAAGAGCAAGCGGAACGAGCUCCCCUCGCCUCCUUGGGGUCCCCCGGAGAGGUGGCGGGCGCGGGUCUGGCCUCUCUCUGCGGGGUCGAGUAGGGGCAGUCUCUUAUCUUAAAGAGGGCAACCCUCUUAGGUAAAACGAUUGCAGGGAUGAGAUGGCAUCCCGCCCCACCCGGUCGUUGGGUUUGCAUCAUCAUCAUCGUCAUCGUUUCUCCGUUCAGGCCCCGCUCGUCUGUGGUCAGAUUUUUCACCAUAAUCGGAGAGGUUUGGGGCAGUCUGCCCGGGGUUCUUCGUUCUUGGGUCUUUGCGUGUUGUUAAGUGUUGGACUUUUGACCACGCGGCGCCCCGAGGCUCUCGCGCCGGGUGGGAUUAGUUACAAGGAAGAGAGACACGCCGCCGCCUCUAAAUGGCCAGGCCAUUCCCCACGUGCGCCGCCGUGCGUGCGCAGAUUGUCGGGGGGUUUGAUGGCUUUGUUCGCACUCUUUUGAAGUAUUUCAGCGGGGAACUUUUCGGGGGCUUCGCUGGAAAUGAACAGGCUCCCUCAUUGUUUGCUGUGUUCCGGCCCGCAGGGCCACUCUGGACGAAAAAACUGCAAAGAUUGUCUUCAGGUUUUUUUUCCAAAAAUGGCUUUGCGAGCUGAAACACGGCAAACAGUAGAGGGCUUUACUCAAUUUCUUGGAAUUUUUCAAGAAGGGCCGGGCUUGUUGCCGCUUCAGUUCCAAAGGGCUCGCGUCUCCUCUUUUUGUUGAGUUUCGAUGGUGUAGCGUGCUCGCCGCGCCUCUCGUGCUUCUGCAGGUGGUUGAUUAGAAUGGCGCCAAGUCAGCUAAGAACUGCACAGAGGCGGUCUCUGUUGCCGCCUCCUCGUCUUGAAAGUGCGCCGCUUAGCGGCUUUUGUGACUUGCUUCCUCUUGGUUUUUCUGUCUUUUGGUUUCGUUUCAUGUGAUUCCCCGCGCCCCUCCAGAGUCCACCGCGCCAGCCUGCAAAUGUGUGCUGGGGGAUUCUGGAGGGGCGCGGAGGUUUGGAGGGUGCCCGAUGUUCUUGGCUCGCAACUGGGUGAGGGUUUUCCAGAAGGGAGCGCAGUAGGCGGCGAGUGUUCUGCGGAUUCGUAUCAUGCCCGGAAAGAUUGAGCUUAGUCCGGAUUUUUGCGGUCCUUAGUUGAAUUUUCUCCAUUAUAUGGCUAAGAUUAGGCAAGUUGAGUUCUGCGAUCUCCUUAGUAGCGGCUCCAUAAGGGCAGCCCCCUAAGGAAUCUCCUUAAGGGAUGCUCCUUAAAGGUGUGCCACCACUAAGGAGGGGCACCUAAUGAAGGCUGUGCUUAUAUAUCGAACAAAGAUACGCCAUCGCCCUCGUUUUUUUGAUUUUUUGAGCUUUGCGCACUGAGUGCGUGGCGGUGCUUGGUCGCUGGACGGGGGAUAGCGGCAGGGGCAAACCGUGGGGGCCCACCCUUUGCCUGGAUAUGGUGCCGCUGGAUGAUUUAGACGGCCUGACUCUGAGGAAAGGCGACGUCCCUGAGUUGGUCCAAAAUGGAUGGCAUGGCGAAGGCGUGGCCCUUCUUUAAUCAGACCGCGCGCCGAGCCUCCACCGGCCGCGACUGCUGGGCCACCUCGUAACCACAUCCACCGCCCGGCCAAAUGCCAUGGCGCACCCGGUUCAAAAUAGCCCAAGCAAGCACGGCUUAAAAAAACUGCAAAGCGCUGCGCCAUGGGGGCAAUUUUUCCCCGCAUGGCUCCAGGGGUGACUUUGGAGGGGCUGCGUGUCACAAGUGGAACGCACAGCAAACGCAAAGCAGGGGGCGAGCCUCAGCGCAUGGGCGCCCAGGCCGGGCGCUGGCGUGUGAAGGAAUGGGGUGAAGGACCUGCAAAAAUCUCAAACAGCGGGGCCGCAGGCUAGCGAGCUGAAAGCAGCCAGAUCCUUGCGCGGUCUUCUUUGUGCGCCGUCUCUGCCUGGGGCAAUUGGCUUGGACACAUCCAGGGCGGGAGCGUUUGCCAAGGUUUGCUAGGCUAAUGAGGUGGCAGACUGCUCACACUGCUCCCCCCAGCUCUGCUGACACGCAGCGAGGCCUGUGGCCUCGCGUUGGUCUUGGUGCCACAGGGUGCCUCCGUUGGUUCGUCGUUCAGAGCUGCGGCGGCUUCGCUAGCUUCGCAAGCCAUUGGGCGAGAGUUUAGCCCUUGAGCUUCCUCCAGCUGUUACGUUGGGGCGUUCUCGCUGCUGGUUUUUGCUGAGUUGAGAGACCAGCGGGCUGAGCUGUGUCCACUUGCUGAGGUGGAUCGCCUUGCUUGGAAAUGCCUGGGGAUGGACCUCGGGCGGCUCUCUUCGCUGACCCCCUCAAACACUCCAGCAAAGAAACGAGGACGCCCCGCCCCUUGCUUUCGCGCACUCAGUGGGUGGCAUUCUGUCCCCUGUAGGCUCUCGGGGUUCUCGGCUUGCGGACGUGACUUGCUUCUUUGGCGUUCGCAAAGUUCUACGGGCGCGAAGAAUAUUAUCAAAGGAAGCUAGCUACUGUGCCAAGAGAGAGUGUGCUUUUUUUUGCUUGUUUUCUUUGAAAACAGGGCCCCCCCCUCUACCAGCCUCCCCCACCACUCGUGGCCAACAGCUCGCGGCGGUUUUCUUCAGCUGCCUCCAGCCUUUGGCCAGUUUGAGUGAGGUCGUCUUGGUGACGUGAGGGCCUUGCGCGGGAUCUUCUUCAUGAACCCCCAUCAGUGUGCUUCUUCCUUGGCGCCUGACUCUCGCAAGUGGUCCGCGUGACAAAAUUGCGCGGAGGCGUUGCGCCAGGCCCCAGCGCGCGGGCUGCCUUGCGGCUGAAGCGUCACCAGACCAGGCAAACCCGUUCGCCAUCUUGGCGCGUAUGCAUGAGGGCAGAGCCAUGCCGCAAGCAUCACCAUCGGGAGAGUGCGCGGAGUGUGCAGCAUGGAAACCCGAGAAAACAACAAGAGAACACCACCGCAAAGCGGCGCCAGCUUCUUCCCGUGCCGUUCUGGAGGGGGUGGGGGGUAGCUAGGUGGCGGCGGAGUCGUUCUGCAAGGUGGGCCGAACGCCGUAGAGCUGUCCAAAUUAGUCCUCCCGCGUAGUCCUCCCAGCUAUUAUAAGGGUGGCCCUCUUGCUUUCUUUUGAGUUCGAUGCGCCAUGUCGUGUCAUGUGCCACUUGUCAGGCGCGUGCCACUUCUUUGUCACGUGUGGCCCCCGGAUCGAUCAGUGACCUCUGGAUCGAUCAGGGGUCCACGGACUGAUCGGGACUCCGUGGGCCGAUCAGUGGCCCGCGGAGGUGGAGCGAUCAGUGAUCGGCGGCCCGAUCAUUCGUGGCCCGCGGAUCGAUCAGGGAUCCGCGUCGCGAUCAGGGAUCCCCGGCCCGAUCAGUGGCCCGUGGGUCGAACGGUGGCCUCGGGAUCGAUCAGUGACGUGAUCCAAGGGUCGGCCAGUGAUCUGCGGAGCGAUCCGGGAUCCGUGGGCGGAUCAGAUCAGUGCUCCGCGGAUCGAUCAAGGGCUCGCGGAUCGAUCAAGGCUGCCCGAAUCGAUCGAGCAAGACUCGCGGAUCGGCCACCAUCUGCAAAGGGCGACAGCCUCAAGGCGUUGGGCCUCCUCUACCACUACACCCGAGCCGUUAGCCGCACACGCCUCACGCUCGAGCUACCACCUGCCCGCGCGGGGCACUGCUACCUUCGGCACCCAGCACGCGCGCGCUCAAAUUGGUAUUGGCACGGAGCUGCUGCUAGCUGGCCAAAGCAUCCGAGCCAGCUGCCCAAGGCUCGGCUCUUAAGCUGGCUGGCCGUGGCUUCUAAGGUAGCUGGCCAAAGCUUUUGAGCGAGCUCGCCGCGGCUUCCUUCCAAGCAGCUAGCUGGCUGCAGCUUCUGAGCUAGCUGGCUAUGGGGCCCACUAGCUUACCAGUAAGCUAGCACACUGGUCAGACAAGGCUUGAGAGCUGGCCAGCCAACGCUUCUGAGCUAGCUACCCAAGGCUCCCAAACUGGCUGGCCAUGCCUUCCAAGCUAGCUGGCGGUGGCUUCUGAGCUAGCUCGCCACGGCUUCCAAGCUAGCUGGCCGCGGCUUCUAAGCCAGUCGGCCACGGCAUCAGCUGGCUCUUGAGUGAGCUAGCAGGCUGCAGCUGGCCAAAGUUCCGGGAGCUAGCUGGCCAAGGCUUCGGAACUAGGUAGCUGCGUGAGGCUUCUGAACUAGCUGGCCAAGGCUUCUAAGCUGGCUGGCCAUGGCUUCUGAUCUGAGCUCGUUGGCAGUGGCUUCUGAGCUAGCUCGCCACGGCUCCUCCUGAGCUAGCUCGCCGCGGCUUCUGAGCUAACUCGCCGCGGCUUCUGAGCUAGCUCGUCACGGCUUCCGAUUUAGCUGGCCACCGCUUCUAAGCUAGCCGGCCACGGCAUCCAGCAGCUUCCCAGUAAGCUAGCAGGCUGGCCAAGUCUUCGGAGCUCGCUGGCCAUGGCUUCUGAGCUAGCUGCCCGAGGUUUCUGAGCUAGCUCGCCACGGCUUCCAUUUCCAAGCUGGCUGGGCAUGGAUUCUGAGCUGACUGGCAAUGGUUUCUCCUUCUGAGCUAGCUGGGCUUGAAUUCUGAACUGGCUGGCAAUGGCUUCACCUUCUGAGUUACAUCGCCAUCCAUGGCUCUCAGGCCUUGCGUUGCUGGCUGCGCCUUCUGAGCUAGCUCGCCACGGCUUCCAAGCUAGCUGGCCGCGCCUUUUGAGCACGCUCGCCGUGAUGGCUUCCAAGCUGGCCGGCCGCCAUGGCUUCUGAGGUGGCUCCUGAGUGGCCCCGGCUUCUGAGCUCGCAGGCUGUAAAACCCAUUGCCAAGCUGCUUGGCCUGACAAGCAGGCAAUGCUUCAGAGCUAUCUGGCCAAGGCUCCAGAGCUAGCUGUGCAAGGCUUCGGAGCGAGCUGGCCAAGGCGCUGGCCAAGACUUCCGAGCUGGCACGAGCUUGCUGGCAAUGGCUUCCCUUCUAAGCUAGCUGGCCGCGGCUCGUAAGCCCGCUGGCUUAGCGCUUAGCCAUCAGCGUCACCAGUUUGCUAUCCUUGCAGCUGCCAACUUGCCAGCCUACUUAGCCAGGGCCACCGUCUUGGCCUAGCGACGGCCAGCACGCUGGCUGGGCCAUAGCAGUAGCCAACCUACUAGGUAGCUUAGCCACAGCUGCAGCCAGCUUGCCGGGCUUUCUAGCUUUGACGGGUGGGGUUAGCGGCUUGGUGCGUUGGUAGUGUCAGUCUGUGUCUUAUCCGUCUAGCUGCUAACCUAUGCCCAGUGCAGCUGGCCCUUGAUGGGCCCGCUUUCUAGGCAUGUACUUACAGGACAUUCAUAUCAAAUCCACCACGAGCAUAUUGACAGAGCCAGGCUCAUUUCAUAAGGGUACGCAGGUGCUUUUAAAAGUUGGUAGGCGGGCUCCCCUUCUCACGCGACCCGUGAUGUGGUGGUCGCUGAUUAUUCAGCAAGAAAGAUUAUUGCCUGCACCUUUAUGGCAUGGCGAAGAAAUUUUUUAGCUAAAUUAGGCUAAGAAAGACCUUCUCUGCCUUCAGAGUGGCCAGAUCCAUUAGCUCCUUGAAGCAUUCAAACCGUGCGCAGGGGAAGCCUUUGGCGGUAGUGUGUGACCUCCUUAGGGGUGCCUUAGGGGCUUGAAGUAGCAGCACGGUAGCGCCAGAGGCGGGGGGGGGAGAUGCUGCCGCGUCUCGCGGCGAGCAAGGUCGCGGCCGUCGAAGGGUCCCACGGGUCCCAAGAAGGUACCUCCCGGGCCCGUUUCGCUGCAUAGAAGUGCCGAAACUGCAGCCCAAUUUCUAGUCGUGCCAGCGGGCUACUCUCUUAAAAAGUUAGCAUUUCUGGAGGGGGGUUUAUUGGGGUCCCAAAGUGGGACCGUUUGGGGAAAGGGUUGAAGGUGGUAGCCGGAGGACGUCGCAACUGCGCUCGGCCGUGAGUCCGCAGGCCCCUCCAGCCUGCUUCUCGACCCAACUGCGGACCACCCUGCGAGGCAAGGCCCCACCUCGUCCGUGCGCGCUGAUCUUGCGGCUUUAUUUGCUAGCCCCUUAGCUAGCUGCCUUUGCUUAGCCUUCCCACCAAAACCGGCAAGGAUUUUUUAACUACAAGGAAAGACAUUUUUUAACUAUGCCGUAACCUUCUUCAAAGACAAGAGUCAUCGAUGGCCCUACCUUGUGAGCAGCGUCCGUGCACUUUCUUCAUCUUACACGCGCAAAAAAAUAGAUUCUUGCACCCUCGCCGCAGGAUUUGUUGGAUUUGAUGAGCACUGACCACGAGCUUUGGCGCAUGUUUGACAGACUGACGGACGCCGCCAAGGCAACGGCAAUGAAGACGCAGGUAAGGGCAGGCGAUCACUGUUGUGUAGCAUUAUGGUUUGGGGUGUCGAAUACAUAGAUACAAAGUCUCAUGGCCACUAUCAUGGCAUAUUUUGCAUCAUCAUACGAGGCCCGGAGUUGUGUGUCCGGCGCGGCGGGGUGAAGAGAGGAGAGAAAAACUGCGGGAACGGGGCGGCUGCCACAUGAUCUCGGCAUGCUCGGGCUCGGCUCCGGUUCCCUCGAGAGGGGUUCCCCAGGCGGGCCCCCUGGUCGUGUGUAUUCUCUAGUGGCGGGACUGGGGCUGCACGAGUGAGCGAGCGAGCCUGCGGCGCCUGAGCGACCGGGAGCAGGCUCGCGCUGCGGCCGCCGCUUGGCUUGCGCGAGUGAGCAAGCCAGCGGCCGCCGCCUGUGCGCUCGCGCGCGGGCGAAUCAAUCCCGGCCGCGCGCGACCCCAGCCGCUGCUGCACGGGGCAAGUGGGCAAUCUCCGCGGCGCGAGGGCUAAGCAAUCUUGGUCGCGCGCGAUCCCCGCCUCUGCCGCACUGGGCGAGCGGUCAAUCUUCACUGCGCGAGCGGUCGAUCUCCGCUCUGCGAGCGUUCAGACAGUCUCCGUUACGCGAGCGGCCAGUCUCCGUUGCGCGAGCGGUCAGUCUACGCUGCGUGAGCGGUGAAUCUCUACUGCGUGAGCGGUGCGCGUGAGUAUGUGCUGCGCCCGCGGGUGAGUAUGCGCUUGCCGCGCCCGCCAGCGACCCUGCGCCGGCCCUUCGUCCCACGCGUGGGUCGGCCGCGCGCUCCCGGGUGGUUCUGCGCCCCGCCUGCGGGUUAGUCUGCGACCUGCUUGCGAGUAGGUCAGACAGUGUGUGGCUGACGUGUCCGUGGAUUUUUCUUGUCUGCCUGGCUGUUCUUGCCCGGCUGUCUUUGUCUGGCUUGUCUGGCUGUCCUUGUCUGGGUGUUCUUGUCGGGCUGUCUUUGUCUGGCUGUUCUUGUCUGGCUGUUCUUGUCUGGCUGUUCUUGUCUGGCCGUUCUUGUCUGGCUGUUUUUGUCUGGCUGUCCUUGUCUGGCUGUUCUUGUCUGGCUGUUCUUUUCUCGCUGUCUUUGUCUGGCUUUUCACCUCAGCGGCCUGAUGGCUUUUGGGGGUUCGCUCCAUGCUCUAGCUUUUCCUCGUUUUCAUGUCCGCGCCUUCUAUAGCAAAAAAGCUCGCGCCGCGUCGCCAGGUCUUGCCUCUUCAGCCAAGAAGUGCAUGGCUUGCAAACAGUCUUAGGCCUGGCCAAGUGGUUCGGAAUGAGAAAGGAGACAAGGAGACGAGCCCGCCAGGCGGUGGCCCUAGUCUGUUCUCGAAAUGGUUGAGAAGUAGAGAGAAGAAGUAGAAGAAGGAGGGGCCGGCUUGGGAGAAGUUCGGAGCGUAAUGCGCUUGGGGGUAGAUGGAUUUGCAAGUUGUUUUGUGCCCUCGGGUUCUGAUAACGGGUCGGCGCUUGUUUCUUGUCGCAGGCAGUGCUUGACAGAUGAGGGAAAUUCGUCAAAGAGCUGGAACAGAUACGCACAGCGACCCAACUAAAACCAAGCGGCCUCCAGUCUCCUUCUGAAACACUUGGGCCAUCGGCUUAAGGUCUUGCGGAUUCUUGCAAUUUUACGCAAGGCCUUCAAAGAUGAGCGCGGCCCUCGCGAUUAUCCGUCACCAAUUGCCUGGCUCGCUGCGGCUACCUCUACCGCCAGCCGGUGAGUUUUGUGAAGUGGUGAGUCCCCACCUUCUGCGAGAAGCGGGCUGAGCGGCUUCGCCAGUCUCUUUAUGACCAUGGGUGACAACAUAACACAGACCGUGAAGCUUUCAGGCUUCAGAUGGGGGGACACAAAUGGCUUGGCAUGGCAAUUGGCAAGCGUGAAGAACCAGAGCGAGGGGCAGGGCUUGAGGCUUCGAACAGGCGCCCACGCUUGCCACCCAUGCCACCCGCGGAGCGGACCAAUCAGACCCCUGAAAGCAGACCACCCCCCCAAGCGCCCGGGGCCCUCCGGCGUUGCCUCCCGCCAAGUUCUUGCGUGCUUGUGCUUCGUUCUUCUUGGGCUCAAUCAAUGCUCAACGCACAGCGUACGCGCGUCCUCUGCGUGCUUGGGUGCGCCUGAGGGGCACCUUGCGACGUGUAGCGCGCUCCGCUGCGUUGGUUGCCUUUCUUUCAAUAGCCUCCGCCCAUGGGCGGGGCGCCUUGCUUUCCAAGCGCCGCGCUCUCCAGUCGCCAUCCCUUUGCCGCUAUGUAUUCAAAACCACGCGCCUGACGGACCCGCACGCGGCGGGCGUGCGUCACUCCCCGCCGGCCCGCGCACGUCGGCAGGCGGCUCGGUGCAUGGCUUGGGUGUUUUCUGGUUGGGCAUGGCUUUGGCGCUUUGUUUGUUUCUGGCUGGGCUCACUCUGAUUCUGCUGCAGCCAUCUCGCCGCGUGUUUUUCUUGGAAUUCUGUGUCUGGGGUCACGCAAAUUCUCCAAAACUUGCAUGACAUAACACUACAAAAUCCCAAGAACAAAACCCACUUUACGACGGACAGCUGACCGCGCGCGUACGACUUGGCCCCGCGCUUGUUGAGCCGCAGACUGACCGCUCCCUCCGCCCGCCAGGCAACUCCCUUGCCAUUUUCUAAGUGUAUGGUAAGGGUUUGAGUCAUCUGAAAGCCACGACCCCGCCUUCUCGUCACUAAGUAACCGCCACUCCUGAGGCGGUUGGCUGGGCGGCUUUGUGGCUAUUCGUCUCGUGCCUUUCUUUGUUAUUGUUUCGGGGCGCCCUUUCUGCUUGGGGCAUAUUGGACUGCCCCAGCUAUACCACCCACACGCCAAGACUGCUACUGAUUCGCUGCACCUUAAUAAUGACAAUAACGGCGCGGGCGCGCCAAGUGAAGUCGGCCACCUCCAAGGCGCUAAGCCCCGCAUCUUUUCAGGUGAUCGCCCAGGCCAUUUAAUGCGAGGCAUUCACGAGGAAGAGAAAAGCUGUCACAUGCCUGCACCUUCGUCGGCUUGUAUGGGUCGCGCAAUUUGUUUCCAGCUGAAGAAACGCGCAAAGCCUCUGGCAGGUUCCUUCAGUUUUGUUCGCAGAGCUGCGCCCAGCUGUAUAGCGUAGAGAGUUGGGAGGGCUGGGCGACUAUUAAAAACCAAAGGCCAUCCCCAUCCGCCCGCACAGUCCCCCUCGAAAAAAAAGACUAAAGCUCGCUGCGCUGCGUCACUCUACGGCGUGAGCCUGUGCAUCUCCUGGGGGCACUUUCCUUCGCCAGCGCUUUGCCUUGGUGUUUCGGCCGCCCUCAAUAUUCUUGCCUUGCCUCCGUCGUUGCGUUUACUUUGUCGCUCUAUCUUCUAACUUGUGCAAGCGUCCAGGCAUGUCGCGGCCAUCUCGCUAGCAUUAGCAGGCGCCCUCGCUUUGUUUCUGCGUCGCUUUUGUUGUUGUUCUGGCGCUGCUAUGGAAACAAGGGAGAGGCGGGGCCAAUCCCUCCCCGCCUGUUCGUUGGGCGCAUCAAGUCAAGGCAAGCCAGGCGCCGCCCUUGUUUGUUCUUCUCUCUCUAUCUCUCUCACAGUCUUCCCUCUAGGUCACUGCUGAGGCGAUGCGCGCCAAGCUUACGCGCUGAAUUAAUUUUAUGGCCGCGGCGCUCUCUCGGUCAUGAGCUUCCGGCUUUUUGCUUCUGCUUCGCUAACGUCUCAGGUGCGCUGUUUCUCCGGGCCUUGUAAUGUAGCCCCACGCCGGGGGACGCCGCUGGCUGGGGGCUCACUGUCACACGAGCUGCCUUGAGGCUCUUGCUGCGUCAUUCAACCUCAUGCGCGCACAAAUCACCGCAGGCAGGCAAGGCCCGGCCCCUGCUGCGUCACGCUGCUCCAGACAUAGGCUCCCGCCUGAAGUUGUAGCCGCUUCGCGCUCUUCUGGGCGCUCUCUUUGGCCUUUCGCGUGCCACAGUUCUGGGCGUCGCUUGAGGCGUCACGCGUCAUGCGGGAGCCUUGGGGCAUUCGUUUGGCCUUACGGGGGGGCCCCCUCUAUGAAUGGCGCCGGCCAGAUUGGCUCACUGGGUAAGUGCUUGCACCCCGCUCCGGAGAGUCUCUGGCCUGAAUCUUGGAAGGGACUCCCCCAACUGGCAGGAAGGUGGCGCGUCAGGCCGGUCGCCGCCCCACACCCAGGGGACUCGGCCGCUGCGCCAGACAGUGCGGGGGGAUGAGACCUUGGGGAGCCCCUCGAGCAGCUGGCGGCACGUCGCCCACGCGGUCCAUCGUGUGGGGAGCCUUUGGCCUUAGCUGGUGGACGGCACUCGCCUGCCGAGUAGCUGGGUCGGGUGAUGCAUAAACACAAGGGGCGCCACCUGGGCAAAUUCCGUGGCUGUUUUUGUCGGUCUUUCAUUGUUAUUCUUUGAGAUUCUCCCGCCCCCUUCGCAUGCUGGAGGUUGCUCCGCGUGGGUGCUUUCUGUUUCGGGCGGUCGGCUGGGCUUGCUAUGGUUGUCUGACUGUCGUGAAGGGUCGCCUUUGUUUCGCUUUCGUUGUUGGAUGGUCUGCAAGUUUGCUGGGCUUGUCUUCGGGGAGCGAUGGCUCGUAGUGUCAGGCCGGGUCGUGCGUCGGGGCGUGCUGCUGGGGAUGUUGCGCCUGGUGAGUGUAGUGCGGCUUUGCCGCUUGGGCGUUUCGCUUGCCUUGCAUUCCUCCCCCGGGAGCGCCGGGCGGCCAGGGCGACCGGUAGGCUUGGCCCUUCUUUUUGGCGGGAGGGAGCUGGCGCCACUGAGGACACUGCGCAUCAGACUUUUGGGUGGGCGGGCUGCUGCGCUUUGAAUAUUGUGGCAUGUCGCAGGGCAUUUGUUUGGGUGUGUUUGUUAACGUGAGGUAAGGGGUGGCGCUAUGUUUCACCUCUAGCCACACCCACAAGCGUGGUCGUGUGAACACAUGAAAGGCUGCCGUGAUACCGGCAGGCGGUCCGGGUGUGCGGCGCAAAUAACCGCGGGCAUGCGAUAUAGAUGGCCGGGGUGUGUUAGCCUUAGGGCCGGCUCCCUUUUUGAAGAAUGCACUUUCUUAGCGCGCAGUCUGGGAGAGUCACGACAAGAGACAAGCGAAGAAGCACAACAGAAACACGACACGAAAAACGGGAGCCGAGCGGGGCCUUCUUGGAGACGCUACCCACCUCAGAAGACCACGCGCGGGGGCGGGGGAAGGCGGGACCGCCAAGCCAGGAGGCCCUCGGGUUUUUUGAUUGGUUUCGUGUUCGUGUGGUCUUAGGGUUUAGGGCUUUGCGGUCGGUUUUCUGUUCUUGUGGUUUUGGGGUUUAGGCUUUUUGUGUCGGUUUCUUGUUCGUGUGGUUUCAGGGUUUAGGCUUUUUGUGUCGGUUUCUUGUCUUUGUUGUUUUAGGGUUUAGGCCUUUUGCGUCGGUUUCUUAUUCGUGUGGCCUUCGGGUUUAGGCUUUUGGUGUCGGUUUCCUCUUCGCGUGGUUUUAGGGUUUAGGCUUUUCGUGUCGGUUUUCUGUCCGUCUGUUUUAGGGUUUAGGGGCAACGCCUUAGGGCUUAGGGCUUUUGGGCGGGUUCCGGGGUCUCAGGGCUUGCCCCGCCCUCACCUAGGCACCGUUUUGGCAGUCUCCUUUGGUGCUGCUUGCGGCAGGGUGCGGAUUUCGGAAGAGUUGGCGCUUAUUUUCAAAAAAAAAAACUCCGGAAAGCGCAACACUUUCGAACAAUAGACACCCACAGGCGCACCCCUCUGCCCACCCCCUUGGCGUUUUGGCUUGGUCUUUUGCCGCUUGCGGCAGGGUGUGGAUUUUGGAAAAUUCAGCGCGGAUUUUCCAAGUUUUUCCUUCCCAGAGAGCUCCUCCGCAAACGAGAAGCCCACCAGCCAGCCUUGGCCGUGAGCUCUAACUAUCUCAGACGUACGGUCGGGAGCUCUUUGGCUUUUUUUCCCAAAAUUUUUACGGAUUUUCGAUCUUUUGCCAGGUUUGCGACAUCAGAAAUUUACUGCACAAACAAAGCAAGAGGGCGGGGGGCACUCGCGCGAGAGCUUGCAGCACCUAACAGCUAGGGCUGGGGGGGCUCUCUGAGUGGGGGCAAAUUUUAGGGAGGGCUGUCGCGGGUUUUUUUGCUUUGGCUUCGCUCGUGGCUCUCUUGGGGCCGGCACCCCCCGCAGGGGGGAGCCGUGCACCAUGCUGGGCGGGCUCGCGUUCACUUUCUGCACAUUCACAGGGCUCGCGGAAGGCGGUGCCACUGCUGCCAGCACGCCCCGGCAUGCUUGCCGCCGUCGUGGUUUUCGUGGUCUUCCAAGGCUGCCCCACAACAGCGCCGGGCGCUUGCGCGGAUUGCCGUGGCGGUUGAGAGCGUCCCACCCUGUGGACCCGCAACCACAGCAGCGGGCCCCCAUCCAUGCGAUGCCCCUGGGGCGAAGGUCGUCUGGACGCCUCGGCCACCUUGCCCCUGAGAGAGUGUGCUAGGCAGCGGGCGUGGGCGGGUGCCGGGCCCAUGGCCUUAGAUAGAAUGCCCACGACCCUCGAGAGAGAGCGCGACCGCCUCAAACACCAGAACAACCAAAAACAUGACAGACAGCCGAAAACGGCACAGCCAAAAGCGGGGCAGCCAAAGGGAGGCGGGAAAGCCAAAAGCAGGACAGCCAAAAACGAAACCGACAAAAACAAAGCAGAGGGCUUGCCUUUCUGCCAUUCUUAGAGGGGUUUGGGGGUUGUUGAAACAUGUCCAAAAAAGGCUUGCUUCCCCGUUUUUGGGUGCCGGUUCCGUUUUGAGCGGUGGCCCCGUUUUUGGCUGUCCCGUUUUUGGCUGCCUUGUUUUUGGCCGUCUUGUUUUUGGCAGUCUUGUUUUUGGCUGUCUUGUUUUUGGCCGUCUUGUCUUUGGCUGUCCCGUUUUUGGGUGUCCCGUUUUUGGCUGUCGUGCUUUCAAAAAGCCUCCCUGUCUGCUUGGGCCAGCGGCCGCGCGCCGACUGGCGCUGGUGGUGCUGGCGGCCAGGUCCCCCCCGCGCUGUGGCGGUGCACUUUGGAAGACCACGAGCACCACGACGACGGCGCCGAGAGGCUGCGCGAGGCGCUGGCGUUACCUGCAGCGAGCACUCUGACGAUGCUGAAAGAAAACGCAAAUCCUUCUGGUAUGAUGCGCGGCUCCCCUUUGCGGGGGGUGCCGACCUGCAGCGCCCCGCCAUCUCCCUCGGGCGCCCGUCAUUGUUUUGGAGUCUUUCUCGCCCGUUGGGUCGCCGUUGGCGGCCGGUGGAGGCGGUGGUUGUUGCUGGUGGUUACUGCUGCUUUUGGCGUUGGUUCCUCCGUAAGGUAAACUGGUGAGGCGAAUGACCCCUAGAAAAUCAAGCAAACGCCGGCCAUGUGCGCAGCAGUUGCGCUGUCAGCGUGCACCUGCGUGCGGCACAAGGUGGCCCGCUAGGUUGCGGGCCGCGUUCGGUUCGUUUGGUUGCAGUUUUCUGCCCCUCUUUGAAGGGGUUGCUUAGUUAAGAGCUGGGAGGCUGUCUGCCCCUCUCCAAGAGGUUUCCGCACCGCGGGGGGCCGACAGUAUGAGGGGCUGGCCCUGGCUUGUCUGUCGUCUCUGGUGUGUGAGGGAGGCCGAGUCGAGCUCUACUCGCUGAGGGGUCCCAUCGGCGUCGCGAGUGGCCGACUCGUCGAGAGAUCGAUCGCGACACACCUCGACGGGGGGAUCCACGUCGACCGCCUGCGGGAUCUGUAGCCGGAGCGACUCGGCGAGGGAUCGGGUAAUCUGUCAAGAGAUCGGUAGGGAGUUCAACUGGCAGCCUAACGGCCGCCGAGCGGACAGGCCGCGAGAUGGAGCGACGGGUCGCGAGGUCGGCAGCUCGGCCCGUCGACUUGCCGAGGGUGUCUGUCUCAGUCGGCGCCGCGUCUGCGGGUAGCAGAUCUGUCUCAGUCUGCCUUGCGCAUUCUGCUCAGCGUUGCGCUUGCGAGCGAGUCUGGCCUGGGCUACGCCCGUGAGCGAGGCUAGCUGCUCGGCGUGCUCGAUGAGUGUUGUGCUUGCGGGCAAGUCCGUCCCGGACUCGGUCUGCUCGGCAUUUUGCCCGUGCCCGAGCCUGCCUCGGGCUGCGCUGUGCCCGCGAGCGAGCGAGUCUACUUAUCUCAGUGGGUGUUUCGCCGGGAGGCGCGUCGGUCUCACCUUGUUCAGGCAGUGUUGUGUGGCUUUGUGUUGUCUCCGUCUGCAGGUAUUGCGCUGACAGGUCCGCCUGGCCUUUCGUGUCGGUCUGCGUGGUGCCAGCGACGAGUCUGCCAAAUUUAAUAACCUUGUCUGAGUCUGUCUGUGUCUGCGCUCGCGAGCGAGCCGGCCCCAGUCUAGCUCUUCCGCCGCGCGAGUGUGUGGGCCUCUCUGUGUCCCAGUCGGCGCUGCGUGAGUGAGUCUGCCAGCCAGUCAGCCUGCGCCGCGUGGGUGAGUCUGUUAGUGUCAGUUUGCGUUGCGCGAGCACGAGCAGGGAAGCCGCGCCGCGUGAGCCGUAAUCAUUUAGCCACCUGACAGCCUGUAUGCUGGUGGAAUGGGUGUGGUGUGUGAUGGGUGGCCCCGUCUCCUUGGGAGCUAUUCUCCCUUGGCAGUCCAAGCUAGGUUCUACCUUUACAAGCGUCGAAAAAAUUGCGAGGAGGACAAUGACAGGGGCUUUCUUUCCCUUUUCGCGUAAUAGACAAUGAACGGCGCGAAACAGGACUAAGUAGGCGGGGCAGGACUAGUAGAGUCAGGGCGUCAACAUCGAGAGGCACUUAUCGUGAGCCCGAAGACGGUAAUUAACAUUCCAGCAGGCUUGUCACAUAGGUUGUUGCGUCCCUCCUAAAGAGCUAGGUAGACGGGCCGCGGUGCGCUGCUUUUCUAGGUGAAGGGCGCCGCGAGGUCGCGGUCGUGGCUCCGAAGCAUCCAGGUAUCGGCCACGGCCACCAAUCCAUGGCGCCUUGGCCCUAGAAAAGCAGGGCCAGCCAGGUUCCCUCAUUUUAGGACGUGAGCGCAAAAACUCAAAGACAAAAGUGAACGCCAGAGUUCAGGUUCGCGCCAAAUGCUCACAAAUUAAUAUGCUCCAGCGCGCUUCCCCUUUCGUCUACUUGCUUCCGUGAGCAUCGAAGGCUUUUCUCAUGUACUCGAACAGGGGCACACUGACGGGCACGUGUAUGACGAAGAGCUUCAAGCGAUUUUUGCAGUGUUGCUCUCGCUCAGAUCCCAGGUUAUGUCGGUCCAGAAAGUAUGUCUGUACUUUGACAACCUCGGAAAGGGAAGAACGGUACUUCUACCACCAUGCGGCAAUGGUUCGGAUGAAUGUUUCCACUGCUUCGUUGUAUUUUAUUGGUGCCAAGUUGAGGAUGGACGUAGAGGCUGUAUGGUUCUGGUAUUUGGUAACCUGAAUUUGAUGCUAAGGGUUCUCUUCUUGUUUUCCCUUAGGAUCAAACUCAGGCUACCAAAUACCGGAGCCAAACAGAGGUAGACUGCUGGCCUGCCUCAGUCUAUAGAUACAGUCAUGGCGGAUUUUUCGACUAACACUGCUGAGGGCGGCGUGCCCGUCGGUAGAAGCCGAGAUAUGCUAGCUUAGUUGUUCACUUUCUCGUUUAUACGAUCCCAGCCAGGUGGCUAUGACUGUAUUCUGAUGAUAUGAACCACACAGGACGAAGACGAUAGGAGCCUGAGUAAGUGGCUGUGUCCGUCGUUGGUGAUGAUUGACGAGGCACGCACGAGCAUCAUAAUGCGCUGCAGAAGAUACGUGGACGCGAGGCCAGCGCUGGUAUUACUUUUUGCAUGUAUCUGCAUUUAGUGCGUAUUCAAUUCCUUGCAGUGGUUCUACAAGUCAUUGCCUCAUGCUCGUUGGGUGAGCACACUCCUGACAGCGUUGCUGAUGGGCGCAGGGCGUCUACAUGGGCGAGAGUGCUGGGGAUAGACUGAGCCAACGGCUAGCAGAUGUAAGCUAAAAGCUCAGUACUCGCUUCGGGUGAGCUAGCUUCGCUCUAGUGCCGUAGCAUGCAUUGGGCUUGGGGUGCGUGCAACGAAGACUCAACUGACAGACAGCGAAACUAACAAGGGGAAGAAAACCAGCGUGCAGGGCUGCCGAGGUGAUCUGCUGCAGGCGGAGUCCAAGCGUGAGAGGAAGGCGGGCUGGCCAAGGACAACUCACCAACAACGCGCCCCAAAUCGUGCUGGCACAAAGGCAACCCUCUCAGCACCGCGGACAGGAUCCACCCAAAAGGGAGACGGAUGAAGCCGAACCAAACAAAGAACGCGGGCGCGGCUGCGGGCAGCAAGUGCACAAGGGCCAUGCUGGGAGAGAAUUGAAAGCGGCUGGACCGGUCGCACGCGCCUCCGCGGCGCUCGAUUGAAUUCGGAAACCGGGCCAAGACUGGACGGGAGGGUGGGGAAAAGGCCGCAGCAAGCCCUCGGUCGCGGUACUUGGCGAAGAUUCGCGCUUUUGUUUUAUUCCACUCUUCGGGGGCGUCGGUCGGACAUCGUGAAAGAUAACAAGCAGAAAGCCACUCGCUUCGCGAUCGGGUGCACGGGCUCCGCAUGCUUUGGCUCCGUAGAAUUGGCACGGAGGGAAGCGCCACCCAAGUCAGCGACGGACAGCGGGAGGGGAGAUGGGCCAACCAAUAGGCAGGGGCGCUGAGGUGAAAGAACAGCGGCAGGCGGAUCAGUCACCGAGCGCCAAGCGUGAAGAGGGGGAACAAGGUCGGCGCGCCCGCUGCGCUGAGGGCGUCAACUAUCAGCCCAGCUGACAGAGGGCAUCGUGUCCCAAGCCGUGCCGGCUUGCAGGCAUGAAGGCAACCCGAACCAACGCAGGCUGAGCACGCACUGACUCCCGCCCCCCAAACGCUGCCGGCGCGCCUUAAUAGCAAAAAUCUUGCCACGGCCCCGGCCUGCCGUCCAGAAGAAGAGGGAGGGGGGAGGCCUACCUGAUCGAUGGAUGCCACUCUGCAACCAAGGGGGCAGGAAGGGUGUUCUGCAAUACUCCCACACCUGACAGAGGAGCGCGCAGGGACAGGCCCUCAGGGACAGCGCAAGCGCGCCUGGGGGUGACAUCGAAGAGAGGCGCGCCCGCCUCGUGUUGGGGCGUGGGAUGCAAAGAGAAAAGGAGGCAAGGCAAACCCCCGGAAAAUCUUUCGGCAAGGCCAGCCAUUGGGGUCGGGCGGCUGUGGCUUUCUCGUGGGAGUGGGCUCGCCGCUUGCUUGGAGACCUGGGUGGCUUCGUCUUUCGGGUGGGCCGCGAAGUAGGAAACGAGAAAAGGCACUGACCAAGAAACCGCUAGAAACAGAAAAAAACUAAAAGUGCCCUCAACCGUUAACCCAACACCGCGCCCCUUAUUAAGAGCGGGGCGCAGGCCCCACUGUAAUAGGAAGACCACGAGAGCGCUCCAGGCGCUUGCUUCUAGAGCAAGCGGAUGCCUUCCCCCGGUCCCACCUGAUGGUCGUCGGACCCUGGGGAGCGGCCUCCCGGACUCCUUGCCUCGGUGGGCUUGGCGCUCCCCAUAGCAGUGAGAGGCGGCCAUCUUUGUCGCACCUUGGUCAGAAAGACCGGGACCAUCCAACCAAGGACGCGGCACUGGAGCAGAGGCGUCGGCCUCUGCCUCGGGGUGUCCCUUGCCGUGGUGCAUCGGCUGAAGGUGGCAGCCAGCCUCCCCUUGAACGUCCUCGAAAAGGGUGCGCGAAAAAAAUUUUUUGGGCACCAAAGGGGGCCAGCCCCUUGACCUCCUCUUUUUUCAUUCUAGCGCUUCGGACGCGACUAGCAUCUCCAUUCUAGCGCUUCGGGUGACCCCCGUUGCGCCACCCCCUUUGGCCCCAUUGAUUCUAGCGCUUCGGACGGGGCUCGAAUGGAAGCGCCUAGCCGCCCGCCAGAGCGCCGCAGGCAUGCGGGCAGGCGCUACUAACUGCCUGACGAUCUCUCUGCCAAUGCGUUGCCAAGUGUUCGCAAUGUGUGAGUUGGUACAUUCUUGGAGACUCCAGACGCAUCGAUUGCGGGGGCCCUCCCAUUUCUUGGGCGCCCUCCCUCCGGUGUUCGGGUCCUCUUGCUGGUCGGUUGGCGCUGGCAAAGCGUUGGGGCUUGCCGGUAGAGCGGGGCAAGCUCGUGCGCAGUGGCCCUUGGCCCGCGCGUGGGGCAGGGGGAACUCAGAAACGCAGCAGAGGCGGCUCCGCCUGAGUGAUCGGAUCGUGCUGCAGCGCGCAGGGCGAGUCUCAAAGUGCAUUUUUAGCUUAUUUCUGAUUCUAGCGCUUUUCCCUUUAGUAAAGGGGCUACGCGAUGGCGUGGCAUGCGAUAGCUGGCACCCCCCAGGAACGGCGCUCGCGGUAGAGAUAGGAGGCUCCGUUAGGGGCCGCCCUACUCUACAAGGCUUCGGCGGUCUCGUUGAGGUGGGGAGCUGCAAACAAAGACGGAAAAAGGGGCCUACCGUCUAGGCGAUGGCGGGUGCCUUCAAGAACCACACUGCCAGCCUAGCUUGAGUUUGAGACCCCCUCAAAGAAAAGCCGUUCUUCGGGGGGGAUCUAGCUAGGCGGCUGCCCUCGGGAGAGCCGAAAAGGCGGCGAGGGUGGGGGCUAUGGUGGAGGCUUUCUCGGCUUACGCCAUAAGAAGCGGAGAAGAACGGCCCGCGAGCUUAGGCCCGCCGGCGCGCACGCUCAGCAGGCACUCCAUGACGCCACUACAAGGGUGGCAACAAGCGGCGAUCCCUCUCAGGAGCAACACCGGGACUGCACAUGAGGCGGCCUCAGCCUCCAGCCUUUGGGAUCGGGUCGGGCCUAGUCAUAGGACGAGAUAGAUGAGUCUGGAACCGUCUCCCUGACACCCCUCGGGGAUUUGCGACCAGUACUUAUGAUCUUUACCGCAAGGACCGACGCGUGAGAUAGAUCGUUGACCAAUCUCGGCACAAGGCCCCGCGAAAGACCCGACGCCAGCUCUUGCUCGCGGACUUUCGCCCAGAUGAUUAGCUAACGCGUAGACGCAGUGGCAUUGGCUGCAGUUCGUCACUUUUCUUAGGGUCGGGCGUCUGUUGCGGCCAGGAGAGCAUCAAAGUUAGAUAAUUCAUAAGGUAGCCCAAUGGCUACGGUUUGGAUGAUGCUCCUCAUCAUCCUCAGCGAUGUCGCCCCUGUCUUGUGAACUAGUGCUAAUCUGCACAAGCACAGGAUAAACCUGAGAAGAAAAAAUAUUUGGUUUCUGUUGUUGUUGUUAAGUACGAAGAUCCCUGGGGCUUAGUGCCUUUCAUCUGCCUAAGCUAACUAGAUCCGGGCCAACUAUUUAACUCAUCAACUUGAUACUUGCUGCACACGUUUAAGACCUUAAGACUUUGAUCUUGUUGCUGUUGUUGAUGAUGUUGCUGAUCCUGAUGGGGUUGAUCUUCGUGCUGCUGUCGUUAUGAUUUUCUUGCUCCUGUUGUUUCCUUGAUCAUGAUGCUCGUAAAUCUUUAAGCUGUUGAUUUCCGUACUGGUAGGAUGAUCCUCAUGCUCAUGCUUGAGAUGAUUCAUAGUUUGGGGAUCGACGUUCCCCCCCUCAAACGCAAACUGAACGAUGCGCAACGGGUUAGAGGUAACGCCCUCCACCAAACUGAAGCGACCGAGCAGAAAACGAAAGAAGGAAAAAAAAACAAUCCUACCAAGGCUAGAUACUCUAAACUUUACACUUUGUCGAGUCAGUGAGUACACUUAGCCAGUGGCUUAAGGUAAAGCUUAAGUAGUUCACUUUUGUGGUUUUACUUCUUUGCUUGUCGUCAGUAGUUUCUUGCUUUUAUUGCUUUAGCUGUUUAGUUAUAUCUUCAUUAAUUAUUUUUGGCGUUUCGUACUGUGUGGCUCUUGCUGUUAGCUAAGUAAUACGGACUAAGCUAGGAAAAUGUAGUAGCAAAACUUAACUUUUGAGAAAGUGGGAAGUAUUAUAAUACAAGCGCGGAUGAUGUUGCUGAAGAUGUUAAACUUGGCAAAAGAUGGAGUUUGUUGCGUGUGAUUUGAAUGACUUUGAAGAUGUAAGACAUGCCUUCCUAGUAUGGAACGGCAUAGGCCAGAAAACAAUAAGUAGGAAGGUUAGCAUCUCUCUUCAUGUUUUGAACAUGGAAGAUGUUUUUGUAAAGCAGGCCAUUGGUCGAACUCUUAGUCAAACCGUCACUCCUCUGCGUGCCCGUUGGAACGUAACAAAGACGCUGCGCGUCGUCCCGCACUUGCAUGUAGCGUAGGGCUACGUGCCUACUCUUUUUAGGUACGUCACUAAGGUUGGUUUUCUUUAAGCUAAUUAUAGCACUACGACUAUCACGGUACAGAGGUCCUUUAUCCUUGUCUCCUUCUCCUGUUUCUGGUACACCUCGAAGAAAGCGGCGAACUGCAUGGAUGUCUUCCGAGACUUUGAGAAGGUCCGACUGGGCCACAAUUUCGGACUCGCACGUAGAUCCACUUCGUACCGUCUGGGCCGUGGAUUUCCACACAACUGGACAGCCAUAGUUUAGUAGUAGACGACUACACCGGGAACCGAUUUGAAUUCGAGCGUAGAAGCAAAACUUGCAUCGCCAAAACUCUGGAUGGGGUGAAAAGACUUCGGCUCGAACUUCUUCUCCUGUUCAGUCAUUUCGUUGAUCUGAAUAUUCUCCGGAUGGCGAUAGAGGUCCUUGAAAGGGUUCUGGAACUCCUGUUCUUGCUGGGGACUAUAAACUAAUCCUUCGCCCAAAGAUCCCUUGACGUAUCGUAGUACACGCUUACACGCUGCAGCGAUUGCUUUGGUUGGCGGACGGUUUGCCGCACGCGCUAGACAAUUCGCCACUUGAGCUAAAUCGGGUCUGGCCACCGUAGCUGCCCACUGUAGGGAGCCGGUUACCUGCCGAGUGUUGAACUCGAUCUGAGGCGAAUCUUGGUAAAGUAAGAAGUGCUUCGUCGAAGGCUGGAGUCGGUAAGCUGCUGCAAUUCUCCAUACCCAACGUCUUGAGCAUCUUCUUGAGGUAAGCCUCCACCGUGAUCUUCGCCGACUUCUUUUGGGCAUAAUUGUAGAAAACGCCUGCCCCAAGCAUGUCAAAGCGAAGCCAAGUGCCAUCCUUAUCGGUAACUUCAUCCAUUUUAAUCUUGGAUAACGGGUGUAGAGCGUGUAGCUUAUCGAUCAAAUCGUUAGGAAGCUCCUUGUCCUUCGCGGCUAGAAUGCAAUCAUCCACAUAAACACUCAGCAUCGCAAUGAGUUCACCAGAAGAAUCGCGCAUAGUCCAAAUGCCGGGGUUGAGUAAGCUCUCCUCGAAACCCAUCUCCUGUAGGUCCUUGGCGUGCUGUUUCUGCCAUAAGCGAGGUGACAUCGGUAACCCAUAAAGCGCCCGAAGUAAACUCCUAGCGCCAUGGUCUUCCUGUCCAUCGCGCCACUGUUUCGGCAGAGAGAUUAGAACUGUGCGAUCUAUAGAAGCUCGAGUGGACGCAUUUCCGACGUCAUACGGGAUAAUGUCCCAUCCUCGACGUGCUGCUUCGAUAAGAGCAAGACGAUUGCCAACUUGUGAAACCGUCGGACUGUAUAACUCUUGAUAGCCACCAGGAUCCCAUCGGUCACCUAGAACGACUAGCCGAGCUUUGAAUCUACUGUCCCGUUUGCGGUUAUACAGAAUCGCAAUCGCCGUCGGGGUUGCCUUGAGGCGUCCUUCCAUCCAGUCUUUUUCCUCGUCCUCGCUUAGUUUCCUCCAACAGCGAUACGCUUCCAGCUUCGUCCUUUCCAAGUCAUCCGCUUCUAUCCACUUCUGGUAGUGAGGGCUUUGCGGAUUCAUGGCGACCUUAGGUGGAACCGAUCCUAUGAAACCAUCUUCAUCCUGUGCAGCUAGCAUGAUUCCAGCACCAAGAAGCUCGCCUUUUUCUUUUUCUAGCUGACGACAAGCUUCCUGCGUAGCCACGUACGAUGCUGCGAAUUGUAGCUGGUCCAGAAUGAAAACAGCAGUAGCUAACGUAGCGGAAGCGUUCUUGCUCUUCUUCCACCGAGGUUUCUUAAACCUGUGCUGCGGCAUAGUGAUCGGCGUCGUCUGGUAUGCGUCACAACGUUCUAGCGGAGCUGACUUCUGCGCGCUACUAGAUGCUAAAGAAGGUGCUGGAGGGAUGUACUGCGGAACAUCUUUACUGGAGGCAGACUUCUCUCUACUAGAUUCUUGCGGUACAGAACGAUCUUGGUCGUCUGCUGCUAUUGCUGGACCGUAUGCUAUCUUCGUAACUGCUCCAAAGGUCGCUACUUUUCUGAACUUAUUUUGAGCUUUUUCCUCGGUCGUGGUUGACUUACUUCUUUUAAAUCGGGCUGGUUCCUUUUUAACUGGAUCCCAUGCCUCGAUCUGUCCCGCGGUAACAGGCUCCUUGCCUUUAGUUUCAGGCUCCCAGAUCGAUGACUAGCUCGCACUUAGAACCCUUCAAGCUGCCACACUUUUCCCCAAGCACGCCCGUCUGCGACAAGGGUCGAGAACGAAGGAUCAUACUCCGGCAUGCGAGCGGACGAAUCAUCUUCCAACUUAGUAAUCUCCGGAACCUGGAGCAAGGCCGCGAUCUUAGCGACCAAUAUACUCUCAUGGAAUUGCACAUCGAUCGCUUCGUAGACGUUGAACUUAAGACCCGUCUUGGUCCUGCCGUCAGAAACAAUCCCUCCUACUAUCCAAGCGGAGUUGACCGAACUGAAACCCAAAAACGCCCCUGGCUUGCGCCGGUCUGCAAAGACUUUCGUAGGAGUAGGGUGGACCUUGAAGAACACUAGACAACCGAAGCGGCGCCUGUGUUUAAGUUUUCCUUCUGCAGGUCUCAUCGUCGUGAUUGGGUCCUCUGAAAAAUUCGAGAGGAUCUCCAGAGGGCUAGCUUUUACCGCGCGCCGACGCCCUGAGUUGCUUUGCUCGUUGGACUUCGAGUUGCCCCCAGUAAGCGCCAAGCGUUUCUUUCUUCCGUCACUGAUAAUUUUCUGUGGGAUUCGCUUCAUGUCCCUGGGGAUCAUGUUAUAAAUUAUUAUUAGGUACUCAAGGCACCAGCACCACAAUCGUAAGCCGACGCCGGCCAUGCUGGCUCGCAAGUUCGACUUUAAUGUCCCCACUAACCUUUCUACGACGGAGUUGCCUUGUGGCUUAUAAGGAAUACUGUGAAGCCCGUUCAGUUGUAGUCUGCUUGCUGUCGAUCGCCACUCGGUGGAGCGGGGUGCGUUUUCGUUGUCCGACCUGAUACCUGCAGCGAUGAUCUUCCCACUUGGAGUCAUGUUCGUGCUUUUCGCGCCCAACUUCGUUCGAAGGUCCCCUAUGAUCUCCUUCAGAACUUUCGGGGCCAAAUCUUUCGAAGAAAUUCCUCGACCAACUGCGUACUCGGAUGCGUCGUCAACAAAUAUCCAAGCUAAUCGCGCUCCUCUGAUGGAAGUUGGUUCUACUGGACCGAAGAAGUCGCACGCUGUUACCAAAAAUGGCGGAUUAUGGAACUCUGCAGGUCGUUCCUUCUUGUGACUCACAGCUUUCGCCUUUUGCGUCGAGCAGUGCGGGCAGUCGACUUUGCCGCGCCUCUCGUCAUACAGAUGGCAACUGCGAAGGUGCUCGAGAUACCGUUCUCGCUCAGACAGUUUACGCGUUAAGAGUGCUUCGAUGGGAGGCUGAUUGAUGGCGCAAUCUGUAGUCUCUACUUCUGGACAGAAAAGCCCAUCCUCAGAAUAGCACUCGUCGAUUACAAACGAGCUACUUGCAGUAUUGUCUUCGAAGCGCAGAUCUUGCAAAUAUGGCAAGCCUCCUGCGGAUUUCUGCAAAUUCACCCGGGGCACACGAAGAUACUUGUGCUCUAAGUGAGAACCUUCCGGAACCGCUCCGAGUACUACUCUCCAUCCGGCUGAGUUCAGACCGCCGACGCUUAUCAGUCGGUCUCCAGGUAAAUCCUUGGCAAAAGUCGCUUUUAACUGACUGCCGAGCACGUUCGGCUUGAGGGUGCCGAAUCGGCCUGGAACAAUACCGCCAACGCCUUGAAUCUUGGCUCUGGACUCUUCCUCGAGUGUGUCGAGGUCCGACUCGAUUCGAGAGAUGUGAAACUUUGACCCGGAGUCGAUGGUCGCUCCAUUGGAAAACUGACCUUGUAAAAACACUUCAAAACCAUCUUCAACUUCUUCAAGUGCUGGCGUUAAAUCCAUCUUCGACUUCAUUUUCAUCUUCAUCUUCUUCAUCCUUUGCUUGCGCUGUUGCUCCCGUUUGGUAACAGCUUUUAUAACUCCUCGGGUGCUGUCACUUACCCAAGAUGGAAUGUAGUUCGGCCACCAACUUACUUUCUUGGCUAUGUCCAUCCUCGCUCCUUCUUUUUCACUACUAGAAUUACUAUCAUUAGAAGAAGUUAGUCACUGAUUCUGCUUGUGCUUAGGGUCAGACUUUUUCGCGCCUUUUCCUUUGUCGUGCUUUCCGCCUUUCUUGUUGAACUUGUUCUUUCCCUUGUGGUUGGCGACCUUCGUCGGCGUCUUCCAAGGUUGACUGCAAUCUUUCACAUUGUGCGAGCGGAUAGCUGCAGCUUUCUCAUGCUGUUUGCCAAUUGACUUGUAGUGAUCAAAACACUUCUUGCAAAACUUUUCCUCUUGCUGCUGCUUGUAACCACCUUUGCCCCCCUUGGGACUGGACUUACCGCCUUGCCACGUACUUUUUCCUUUUCCGAACGAUUUGCCAGUGACAAAAGCCUGCUGGACAGCUUGCUGCUGCUUCUGCUCAUCGUCCAGAGCAGCGUAAGUUUCGCAUUGUUUUUCCGAAUCUCCAGCAGUGCGCACCAUACGGCGGGUAAGCUCAGUGAUGAGGAACUCGACGGAACCUUCAGCAUGCGUGACUGCACGGCUUUGAGCUUGAUCUGCAACCAUCCUGGUCGCGGUUUGCGAAGUAUCAAUCUGCUUGAUGAUCUUGCGUCGAAGCUCCAUGUCGAACGGCGGCCCCGCGGGAAACCGAGUAGACAACUGACCUAGCAUGCGUCUCAGUUCUGCUGCGUAAUCACGUAGCGGACCACCGUACUGCUUCCAGUUAGAUCGGUUAUACUCUUCAAACUCCACAUCUUCUUGCGCUGCGCCCAAGCUGUUCACUUGCUUCUGGAUAUAUUUCACGAUAUCCCAGGCCGUGUCGGUCAUGCGCUGUUGACGAAUCUCUUCGAGUACCGCGACGCGAAUGCCGAUGGAUAAAGCAUCCUUGAUCGCCUUGGUCAAAACCGCAAACGAUGCUUCUUCCUGUUCCGAUAACCCUGGCAAAACUAAUCCUGCUUGAGGUAUGUAGCGGGCUUGAAACUGAUCGCGAAUGCGUAGUAGCUUACAAGCGUCGAAAAUCUCAUCGAUGAAGAUUUCAAACUGUCUCCUGUCCGUAUACGUUUUUAGUUCGCACGUAAACUUGGCAGGCUUUUGCGGUUGUGGAGCACUGCUUUGCGCUGCUCCUCCUCCUGCUGCUGGAGGCUGUUGCUGUGGUGCAAACUGAUGACCAUUGAUAAAGUCCUUGAAGCGUAGGAUCUUUUCUGCUUUCGUGCCAGUGGUAUCCAGGAAAUACGUACUGAGUAACUGACUGACCUCCGGCACAGUUAGCGUAGACGUCACCGCUGUCAGCGGAGUACAAUGGUAAUUAUUCUGGAAUGCUGCCUGAUACAUUUCGGGGCGUGACUUGGUAUCUCCUCCCCCGUCGUAUAGGCUCCCCGGAGGUACUCCUCGCACCAGGAGGGUAGCUGCUACCCCACGGUCGAGGAGGUCUUGGCAUUGCACUACCGGAGGCGGCAUUAUCGCUCUUUGCUCUGGCUCCUGUACAACAGCCAGGCAAACUGCCAAACAGCUGGAUCCUUUGCUUUAACGUCACCAGAACUUUUUUUAAACUUUCAGCUUGGUAAUGCCACUAGAUACCCACUAGAAAUUUUUCUUACACCACUAGACUCUUGCCGUUCAGGAUUUUCUUGCUUUGCUCCCUUUGCCACUUUGAAAACCGUAAAGGGAGUAGCUUCCAACAGCUUGCGCAACCGUAUCCCUAUCGCGUCAACCAGAAAGGUGCGCCGAAUUUCGUCGGUGUGCUCGUGUAAGGUUGAGAAUAUUUUUGUGAAGGUUGUGACUGUUUAACCCACUAGGAAUUUUUGGCUUCCUCAUUUGAUUAACUGACUGAUUGAUUUACUUAUUGACUGACUGAGUUAGUUAGUUCGUGACUUCUUGAUUUAUUUAUUGAGUAGCUGCGUGACUGCUUGGUUUGUGGAUUGAUUGACUUACUUACUGCCUGGAAUUCUAUGCCACUAGAAAACUGGGAAAAUGGGCCACCUUAAAAUUUUCCCUGUGGGGUUUUUGUAGUAGCAUAAGGUUAGGAGUUCGUUGGUCAAUUUUGCAUGAAUUAAAUCAAUCAAAAUUUUACUACCGUGCUCGCCCUCGUGCUCCUCGUCGUGCUUUCAGAUCUCACCAGAAGACUCGAACAGAGUAGCCGCGUCGUAUUUUUCUCGUGGUGCUUGGUAUCCUCGUAGGUUUCUCGUCGUGCAACAGAUUGGCUAGCUCUCAACAGAAAACUUUUUGAUCUGUGUACUGCUCGCGUUUCGUAGUCGGUCAUUUUCGUUUUCUCAUUCAAAAUUUUAGCUAAUCAGCAUUACAACACGACGAAGAAGAAUAGCGAAAUUCUUACACGUAACAGAUUUAAAAACUCUGUUUCGUGUAGAGUUCAACUCUCUAUAACCAGAAAAGAGCUCUAAUGUUUUCAGUCUGUGGAAAUAACUAGAAAAGCUCAAGAUUAGCACUAGAAUGCUGCGGCCAGGAGGGCACCAAAGUUAGAUAAUUCAUAAGGUAGCCCAAUGGCUACGGUUUGGGUGAUGCUCUUCAUCAUCCUCAGCGAUGUCGCCCCUGUCCUGUGAACUAGUGCUAAUCUGCACAGGCACAGGAUAAAUUUGAGAAGACAAAAUAUUUGGCUUUUGUUGUUGUUGUUAAGUACGAAGAUCCCUGGGGCUUAGUGCAUUUCAUCUGCCUAAGCUAACUAGAUCCGGGCCAACUAUUUAACUCAUCAACUUGUUACUUGCUGCACACGUUUAAGACCUUAAGACUUUGGUCUUGUUGUUGUUGUUGAUGAUGUUGCUGAUCCUGAUGGGGUUGAUUUUCGUGUUGCUGUCGUUAUGAUUUUCUUGCUCCUGUUGUUUCCUUGAUCAUGAUGCUCGUAAGUCUUUAAGUUGUUGACUUCCGUACUGGUAGGAUGAUCUUCAUGCUCAUGCUUGAGAUGAUUCAUAAUUUGGGGAUCGGCAGCGUCGUGGAUGGCUGUAACACUGACGAGCAACACGCUCGCACACCCAUGAAGGCGCACGCCCUGGCGAUGUAGGUGCUUUGCGUGGCAGGUUUUUAGCUCUACACACCUUACAGGAAUUCGGGCUCCGCGGUGAAGACGGCGCACUGGGUGAUAUUUGCUGCCAUGGUUUGCCUGAGCAUGCCCAUGGAUAUGAUUUUUCUCACAUUGAGUAUCCGAAGAUGCUUGCGCGCGCGCGCGCAAAGCGUGAAGGCUCCGAGGAUGCACACGGAAGCAAAGAAGGGAAAAGUAGCGGGUAUUAACAUUUGAUGCCGCGCCGCUGUGUCUAUCUCUGUUGUCUAUGCGUUUCCAUUUGGGUUACGAACGUAAGGAAGCGCUGAGUGCAUGGAGGUCUCCCCUUUUUAUUUCUGUGAGUGGGUAAAUGAAUGAAGCAUGACUUGUGUUUCUAGAGCGUUUCGUCGGCGGAAAAACUUCAGUAGAGUCGGCUGGGCGAAUAAUGGCGACAACGCGACGCAUCUACGCGCCCGCUGGAGUCAGGCCACUGCCUUCCACUUUGCUCGCGCUGUCCAACCGGGCUGAGGGUGUGCGCAAUCGCUAGAACUACAACGCGGGCGCCCCCCGGUAGGGUUGACCUUUGGGGGAAGCUGCCCACCCCCCAACUCAACGAACCUCCGCCGGCCUCGAUUGACACGCGCCGGGCCGCGUCUGUAGCAGCGCCUUUGUGCUGGACCGGUGCGCCGGCUCCCGUGUUGCCCCUGGCGCGGCGGCUUCAUUGUGUGGCGGCGGCGGGUGCGUGGACGGUGUCGCGCGGCGUCGCGCACGCGCCUGGUCAUGGUAUGGGCCGGACGGGGUGGCCGUGCAGUGCUUCUUCGCGCCGGGGUGGAUACGUGGAUCCGCCGCGAGGCACGCAGACAGCCACAGGGUGCUGCCCCGCACCCCAGGCCUUGGGCUCGAUUUGCCUAAGCCGUGACCAGCAGGGGCGCGGCAAGUCUCAGGAAAAUCUCAGUUCUGAGACUGAAAAAAGUCUGGCGUUCGAGCUCGAGCGCCAGGAUUUGAGAACCUUCGACGACGACCAUGGCCAAUUUCUGGGACUGUUCAAAAGUCGGGCGUUCGAGUCGAACCCCAGGGGUUUUCCCUGUCCAAAGACUGACGCAGCAGGGGCCACUCGUUCGGUCUGUGGACAGGAAAAAACCCUGGCGUUCGACUCGAGCGCCAGACUUUUGCCUCCUCUCAGAAAUCCAAGGAGCCUGGCAUCGGGGGUUUUGAAGUCCUGACGUUCGAGCUCGAACGCCAGACUUUUUGCAGGCGCGGGGCUGAGAAUUUUCGGGGUUGAGGGGGUGCUUCGCUCGGGCUUGGAAGUUGGUGGCGCAGGCUCUGUUCUGUGUUUGUGCGGGAUGCAAUUAUGGGCGGCCCGUUGUUGGGCUUGGAGCUCUUCCAAGGUCGCUUUGCGUACCAGUCGGCCUCUCAUUGUCGUCCAGGGUUGGGGAGCUGAAUUUCUUUGCGGCGUAGCGCGCUUGUUUCUGCUUGCUCGGGGAAUGGGAGUAGCUGCUGGAGGGGUACGCGCUGUCCUCCCUGCUGGCCGUGUGCUCUGGGGUUCGGGGAUUAUGCUAAGGGCCACAUGCUGGGGGGGCUCUUUAUCGUGUGGCGCGAUGACGCUCACCGGGGCGGGGCGUCGGCAUCUUGAUCCCUCUGCAGCCCUGGCGUCUUGUUAGGGUGUGCAGCGCUGUCCAUGGGGUCGCUGCCAUGCCCCUUCGGAUCUUGUUGGUCUGGUUUCGGCUGGGCGGUUCUAGUUUCCGCCGUUUGAAGGUAAAAACUCCUGGGUGGAUAUGACUGAAGUUUUUCCGCCGAAAUUAGGUGCUACUCCACGAGUCAUGGAAUGAAGAUGAAAACUCACCCCGCAGGCACUCAGAAGCACUCUCACUCUUCACUCGCCACGCGGAGGGGCUCUCCUUAUGGUUUCUUAUGUUGACUCGGCUUCCCUUCAGGUUUAUUCUCAACGCAGUAGCACCCUUUUCGGCAGAGGCGCUUUUUGCAGCUUAUUGCUCUGGACGUAGCCGCUGCGCUGUGCGUAAGGGCUUCGCUGUGCAUCUUGUGGCGCCGGCGCUUCUCUUACAAUUUUGGCAGGCGCAUUCCCGUGAAAAUUCUGCUCGCCAAUCCAGAAUCCGGCAGCAGAAUGCGUAUGAUGCUGUUGGCGAAGGAUACGCUGACACGGCUGAGGAGGCCGACGAUGGCCCCGCAGCGUUCAUCCAAGCACAAGCAGAGGCAAGUAUUGGCAGUGCGAAGGGGGGAGGCAGUGAUGGCGCCGCGUCUUUAUUUUUAUGUCGGAGCGAGGCCAAGCCUCUGGCGCCUCGAAAGCUCGAGGCCUUUGCCUUUUUUCGUGGUUUCACGCUCGUAUCAGGCUAAGGAGACAGCGGCAAGACCUGAGCCAAAAUGAUAUAUAAGUAGGGGCGGAGGCGAAAAAGGUAGAAGAAGAAGAAGACAGAGCUUGCCAUAAGGAGCGGCCUAGUGUGUGGCCCUUGAUGGGAAUGCGAACUGAUGCACUUAAUUCAGCCAGGCGGGCGGGGGCCCCCAUUGGGCGCCUUUUUCGCGCCUUUUUCUAAUCUUUUGAACUUCAAAGAGGAGGACCAGAGCCCUCUUAGUCUUAGGGAUUAGGGAGGCAAGGGGCAGAAGGAAUCUCGCCCCGCCUGUGCUGUUGGUCAGCUUCUGCGCACCGCGUCGCACGUCGGUCUCGGUCCCCACGUUGACCGCUCCGCUUGAGACGUUUCAGGCACCGCACAGGCGGGGGCAUUAUUGGCGCCGCGUGCAAUGCCUCGGGCCUGCUGGUUGUGGAGGUGCGGCGGGUGUCGGGGCUCGCGUUUUAGGGGGACCCACCCCGGGCUUGCUAGUUUCGGCGGCUUGGGCUUUCGGUCUCUUUGUCGUUUGGCGGUGUCUUUCGCCCGCCCCUCUCUCGUGUCAUGCUUGUUGUAGCAGCAUUUGCGGGUGGUUGGGUGAGGUGGGGCGUCUGCUCUAAUGCUUUGGCGCUGAGAUCUUUGAAGACAGAGCGAGGCGGGGGGAGUAGGGUCUCGGACUUGCCUUGGAGUGGAUUGAAAAAAACAAAGAGGCGCCGCCAGGGCUGCCGCCCGUCGAGCGGCUUGGGCUUGCUUUUCUGCUUUGUUUGCGUGAUGCGUGUAGUGGGGUCAUUAGUUUUUGGGAUGGUCUGUGGCGAGGGGCUGAGGGGGAGCCGGGCUGAGGUGGAGCCCCUCGCCCCAUGGCUUGGCUUCUUGUAUUCUCUAUCGGUGGGCGCCCUUCUUCGGCUUUGCUUGGCCGUUACUUAGUUGCUCUGCGUGUUUUCGUCUUUCUCACCCCCGCCCAGGUGGGUGGCAUGGUGCUUAGACUUCCUUGAAGUUCGCCAUGGCGGGGCCUCUGGUUCGGGUCUUGGUUGGACGGGGGUGGACUCCAUUGGCGGGGGAGUGGUCGUCAGGCGGGUCGCCGCCCCGCACCCAUGGGAAAAACACCAGGAGCGCGCUGCGCCGAACUGUGUCGCGCGGGGGAGGAGAGGAGGGCCCGGGGGAUGGGAGCCUCGCCAAGAUGAGGACCCCGCGCCCAGGCGGUCCACCGUGCGGCCCCGGCUUCCUCGUUUGGUCCAGUUUGCGGCAGUGGUUUUCGGGAGCGAGCUAGAAGGCGGGCUGUCGCUAGCGUGGAGGAUGAUGUGUUGAUGGCUUUUGUUAAGCUUGUUUGCUAGCGCAGGGGCGGCAUGUGGGUGACAGAUUGAGACUCUUGCUACCUUCUUGGACUGCACCGGCAGCCAAGCUCGUGAGGGCUAUCGAAGCCGCGGGCAAGCAGGCUAGAGUGACGCGGGCAGUCAAGUCUGGUUCUGGCUAGGGCUUCGCUUGCGGGCUCAGUCAGACAGCCUCUUGGCUGCGCGUGACUGGGGUGAAAAGGUAGGCGGAGAGAGGUGGCGGCUUUGGCUCGGAGGGUGCCUUCCUAAGUGGCGGAGACCGCUGCGGGCGUCUUUAACUACUUUUCGCCCUGAGAGACAAAGCGAGGGGCUUUUCUAUGUUGGUGGCCAAUUUCUUAGGCGGUGCCGUGCUUUUCUUCCAGGGACACACAAGGAAGGUGUGGGUGAAAGAAUAGCACCGCCAGCUAAGCGCAUGGCUGUCGAGCGGAUCCCGUGGCCGUGGCUGGGGCGCUUUUCAAUAGCAGCGUUUUGUGCUGUUCGUUGUUAAGCUGCAGCAGGCAUCUUUAUGCCUGGCCUCGGUCAUGAUUUGCUUAGGAAAAAGGCUGGUCUCUAGAGCUCUUGAAGGGGCAGGCGUGUCGCUAAGCUAGGAAAAAUCAAGUGCGGCAGAAGGAAAGGAGCAAAACAUGCUGAGCACUGGCGAGACUGUACUUCUCUCCUUUUUUUGUUAUUAUUCAUACAUUGUUCAGGGGUUUGUCGCAGUGUGGUAGGAAAUGGGGCGAGCCAUUGCUGCUGAGGGGCUCGCGACGGACUGGCGUGGCUGUAGAGGUGCUGUGGGUGUUGCGGGUUCGUCGCUCUUUCAUGCAGGGACAUCGCCUGUGUGACAGCUUCGGGCUUUGUCAUAGCAGAGUAAGGUGAGCGACGGGCUCCGAGUUGCAGCGGGUUGCCGGAGUUGCUGAGGCGAAGGGCUCCAGCCUUGGAACGAGUUGCCAGGAGCGAGAAGCCUAGCCGACCGAAAUGGGGCGAAGCAGGGCCGCGCGGGCACAGAGGUGCUUGCUCGGCAUGCGGGGCGCUGUCUUUGCGACCGCCUUCGCAAAAGUUAGAAAGCUGGGCGGGAGCAGGCGUCGUCCCUUUCCGUUUGCGAUCGAUAGCGGCGCGCCGCUCCCCGCUCGGUGGUGGGGGGGCAGGUGCCUCGCCCCCCCCGUGGUUUUGUUGCUUGGGGACUGUGUGCCAGGUUGGGCUUUGGUUUUCGUCCCGCUGCGUUGCGGUGUGAGGGGUUCCUUCCCGCCGGGAUGGCGCUGCGACACGGGGAAAAAUGCAGCGGGGGUUGGUAUGUGGGCGGGUAGCGGUGGGCGCGGUUUCACGUUGGUCGGAGGGCAGCUGCUUGGGCCGGUGCGGUACAUUCCACGCCCCCAGGGACCUGCGUUGGAGCCUCUGCGGGCAUUCGGCUGCCCCCCCUUGGCAGUCUUCCACUGGCGGACCCACUCUUUGCUGGUCAGCAGUUCUCCUGUUUUCUACGUCAACGCCCGCCAAGCAGGUUGCGCCUGCAGGGCGCAGCGAAAAAAUUUGCAUGGGCAACGCGAGCAGCGUGAGGAACUCGGCUGGAUAUUGAUCAUAUGGCGCCUAGUUUUAUACCCGCUGCGCCGCCUCUGUCGUCUUGGGUUUUGGUGGCUUAGCUGUUUUUGCAGGGAGGUGUGGGAGGGGGCACGCAGGGGCAAACGUCGAGCGCCAUGGAGUGCCGGCUCUUGCUGUGGCGGGGGUGCGCGGUCCUUGUCGGUCGGCAGAAGUUGCCUUGGGCGCUCCAGGCUCACGGGCGUCCGCUGGGGUCUUUGUUUCUGGGGGUGGAAUUCUUUAGGGGCGCAUAGAGAAAAGGGCUCUCCCACUGCCAGGACCUUGCGUUUUCUCUGGAGAAGAUGCCGCUCGGGCGGCACGCGGUGCCUCUUCCCUUAGGGGAGACUUUACAUGUAGACACUCAGCGGCUUAGUGUCGGGUGUUUCUUAGGAAGAGGAGAGCGAAGGUCUGGCAUUAGAAGUCCCGUAGACAGUUUCGAAAUAUCGGCCCGGGAAUUCUACCACAGCAGAGGGGCUUUGAUUUGAUCUGUCAUGGUGACGAAAAGCGCGACAGCUCUGCUUCGUGUAGCUCCGCUGCAGAGGUUGGGGCGUUGCUUGCUGGGCCCCUUCGGGUAAAGGUCGGCUGAGCCAAAAGCUACGUUGUGGUGCCGCGUUUUGGUGGUUCGUUCUUUCUUUCUAUGUGUCUUAGUCAACCCGCACAACCGUGGAGAGUGGGCGGGGGCUCGAACGAAGGGCGAAUGAAUGAAACUGCGCGCCCGCAGUUUUUCGCGUCAUUUUGUUGAGGGCUUUGACGCUGUGGCAGUGGGUGGCCCGUGUGAUUCGUGUUGGGUUGGUGUGUCCUCGUGCUUCGUGUCUAUGCCCGUGGCGCGGCGGCGCUUCGCCGUGUGUGGUAGGUUCAGGCAGUGUCCCUCCCGGGGUAUGGCGCGUGGCGUGGGUGUCACAUUCAGGGCGGCAUUGCAGGCCGAUGGCAUGGCGGUGAAGGACUUCGGGGAAAUGAAAGCGGGCGGGAAUUCCUCGCGUGAUUGGCUUUUCCCUGGUAGGGUCUGGGCCGAUGGGACUGCGGCUCCGGCGUUCUUUUUCUUGUGUGAAGUUCGUGCGCUGCGGGGCUCUUCGGGCUUGCUUGGGAGUUUGUUUGGCCAAUAAAUUGGCGCGGGUGGUAGCACGCAGACGAACUACGACAAACGAAGGAGAACAGAGGGCACGCAUGGAAACAAGGCAAAAGGUGCCAAAUGGGACAUGCAUGACAGGCAGGCCCACUAUGCCGGGCGAAGUUUGAAGGGCGGCGCUAGCAUCUAAAACGAAGCACCUCGGCGGGCUCUCUGGGUUCUCCUCGUUGUGUCUUUUGUUUCUCGUGUGAAGUCUCAAAGGCUGGCGGCCUCGUUUUGCGCUCUGUGCGUUUGGGUACUCCGUUGUUUGAGGCACUUCGCCAGGCCAUUUUUUGGGGAUCUCUGCAACGAUGUGAAAGCAAAGACCUGCGUGAAGUCUUCGCGGGGACAGAGCUGCCCGGGGCUCGUACGCCGUCGACAUCGGCGCCGCCCGGGGUGCAGUCGUGGCGUCCUUGUGUGAGCCCCCCUGAAGCGUAGGGGACUGGGGUGGAGGACGUGGGGAAACGCAGCCGGGGGGCAGUGUCAUGAAUAGGGGACGCCGCUGGCCAUCUUUCUACGCUUGAACACCCUGGGCGGCUUCUCGUCUCUUCUGUCUCUCACGGAAGAGGAAAAACCUUAGCAAAAAGGCCGUCGCGAAGCCUUUGGGCGUUGGAGUAAAAAGCUGGAAUCUUUUUGGAGCAAAGCGCAAACGCGUGAGGUCAUCAUGGCCAAGGCUUGGGCGCUUUCUGUCAUCAUUCAGCCACCUUGCGAAGGUUUUCUUUUUGCGCUCGCUCUUGUCUCCUGUGUUUUUUGGUGAAAGGGAGCAUUAAAAUGGAGCGCCAGGAACAAGCCCGCGACAGUUUUCGGCGGGUCUACAUACAUAGCAGGGCCUAGCGUUUUGCGUCUCUGCUUUUUCUUUUAUUUUGUCUCCCCUCUUUGUUCUUCUUUCUCUUCCCAGCCUUGUGAACCCGUUUGGGCUGUGCGUUUGCUUGGGGGUGUGUCGGGUGGUUCUUGCGUCGAGGGCGGGCUUGUUGGCUUGUGCUGAUCUCGGGACAGUGGUCGGGCUGGUCGUGUGUUGGUUCUGUCGGCUCUGCUUUCAGAGGCUUCGCAGGACCCGCGUGAAGUGGACAGCCCAGGCGCAAAAGCGGCGCGCGCGAGCCCCGGCAAUUUUUCGCCAAGAUUCUCCAUAGACGGCAGUCCUCGGGCGCGGCAGUCUCUAAAGUACACAGGGGCGGGGCGGCCAUGGGCCCAGGGAGCCUCGCGCCAUAUGCUGGGGGGUGUAGAUACGUAGUCGCUUCCAGUCGGGCUCGGGCGCCGGUGGCGCUGCGUGGGCUGUGUGGCUUUUAUGCUGACGCCUCUGCGCGUCUUGAUUCUGAGGCCGCAACUUUGGCGCACAUUUCUCGCACGUGUCAGCCUUGCAGAGGUCAGCUCGUUUGGCUCUCUCUUCGUGCAGAUCCCUCGCUCUGGCAAGUUUUUGCUUUUUCUGUAUGUUCGUCUUCUGUGCUUUUCUCUGCGAUUAGGCGCCUCCCUUGGUUCCAUCCACGUUGGGCAGGGUCUUUUUCUGUUUCUCCUUCUUGUGUGUUUUUUCUAGAGGUUAACUGCUCGGGCACGUUCCUCGCAUUGGGCUGGGCUUUUUGUUUUUCUACCUCUUCCAGGUGACGAGUGGGCGCCCCUCUAUCGGGUUCCUUCUUUCGAUAAUUAUGCAGCGCCGUUCCCCCCGUUGUGUUGCUUUGCGCUCUUUGUUUUUUCUGCCGCAAGUUGUUCGCCGUGCGUCGUGUGUUCUUUUUUUCGCGUUGAUUUUCGGCGCCGCCUCGUUAGGCUGAGUCUUUUGCUUUUUCUGCUUCUUCUUCUUUGGUGUCUGUUGGUUUUUGCUCUCGUUUUCUUUUUGGUUGAUGUAUGUUGUGGACCGCAUCAGACCAGGCGACCUGCGGCUGGCGACAGCGCGGCCGCUUUGAUUGGCUUUGGCAACGUGUCUCACUGUCCUCGCUCGGCCUUAAGUCGCCUGGCUCUACAGGCUUGUGGAUGUCGGUGGGAUGUGGUGCCACCGCCAUGCCUGCCGUGCCUCCAUUGGGCCCUCCCCCUGACUGAUUUAGGGAAGAGAAGUGCGGGAGGUGCUUGCGCAGUGGGCUGGAACUGAGGGUGAACAACUGGCCAGGAAACAGAUAUGGGAGAAGCUAAGGCAGAGAGCAAGGGAACGCCACCGGGGGAGGGAUCUUGGGGGGGGGGAAAGGGGGUGGAGGGGCUUCAGAGGGUCCAGGAAGUGCUGGAGGGUGGUGAGAGAGAAGCCCGAAAAGGGGCCGGGUAGAAGUAAGACGUGGGCAAAAAGGUUGAAGGCAAGGAGCGUCGAGGAGAUGCCCCUCAGGUGCCUGCGGACGACACACUGGGAGGGGCUGCGAAAUGCGGUGGCGAGGGCUCUACAUGACACCGAAAGAGGGGAAGAGGAGGCCCUGCCAGCGUAACAGCUUGCGAGAGAUGUUCUGUGGGGCUGGAUGGUUUUGAAGGGCCGCCGGGGCUCGUAGGGCACGGCGCCAAGACAGCGAAGAGCAAGGAGGAAGGAGGCCGGGAGACGUGUGGAGAAAGGGCGGCACGGCAGAGGGUAGAGGAAUGGAGAGCCGUGAAGAGGGAAAGAGGGCGCAGAGAUCGAUGGGGAAGUAAGACAGAGGAGGGAGGAGGGCUGGGCAGUGACAUGCCCAAGCUCUGGGGGGUGAUGCACAUGCAUCUCGAGGGAACGGGAGCCGCGGCAGAGUGGCUCCGGGAGUCCUUGGGGGAGGCGUUGGAGGAGGACGCCUGACCAUGGCAGGGGCGGGGGUAUAAGUAUGCGCACCACCGGCGAGAGGCGUGGGAGGUCUCGGAGCUCGUCGGGGGCUCCAUCGUUUGCAUGGAGGUGCAAGAAGAGGGAGAGGGGAGCGAUGUGUCGCGCCUGAAGAGCUGCAGGGGCGGCGCCUCCUUCGGAUAUCAGGGGGCGCGGGGUGUGCCAGAUUGGCUAUAUAUGGGAUGGGCGAGGCGCGUGCAAACUGGUUAAAGGGGGUGAAGAGGCUUAGGGAGGAUAAAAGGAGGCGGGGGGCGUUCUGUGGUAUGAGGUGAUGGAAAUGGGACCCGAGCAAGAAGGCAAGGCGCAGACGUGCCCAUACAGGGCAAAGGCGUGCUGACGGCCAGAGGAGCCAGGAGCACAAUGGUGCGAGGGGUGCAAAAGGACCGAGGGCGGGGAACAGCUUUGGGCAGAGCACAGGCGAGCGAAAGAGGAACAGGGGGAGAAAGGGAGGGAAAAAGAGAGAAAACAGGAGGGAGAGAAGAGGGAACGAGAGCGAAAGCGGGACGAAAAGGAAGAGGAGGGAGAAGAGGGGAAGCGGGUCCAACAAAUAAAGAGGAAAAGGGCCAAACAGGUGGAAGAGGUGCAGACAAAACGAGGGAGCGAAAGGGGGGAAAUGAGGAGACAAGGCAGGAAAAGGCGGAGGGGGGAAAGGCUGGGCCUGGCCCCGGAGGAGAGGGGGGGGGGGGGGAGGCAUACAAAAAGAGAAAGAGGGGGACGAGCCUGGAGGGAGAGGGAGGGGGGGCGAAGUGGAGAACGAAGGCGAGGGCCUGCCCCUGGGGAAGGUGGAGGCGACGGCGGGGGAGAGACAGGUAGCAGGGCUCAGCCGGGUGAUGAGCGGCAGGGCGCCCAUGCUGAGAGAGUGCAGGGCGGCGAUUGGCAUGAGAAAGGGAGGACGGGGAACAAGCGGCCACCGGUGAAAUGUGGCCAAAGACAAGGAGGAAGGGGCGCCGCGCAAAGGGCGCCGAGACCGAAAGCGAAGGGGAAGAAAGAGCCGGCGAAGGAGAAGACCGGCAGAGCCCGCAAGGGAAAGCGGGGCGAAGUGGGCCAAGGGGGUAGAGGGAUGAACGGCGCAAGAGCGCGAGAAGGGCAAGGGGACGGCAAGCGCGAGGCUGUGGAGCCGUAGGGCAGGGGAAGGGCUUGGAGAAUGCAAAGGGUGAGAAGGGCAACGAGGUGAAAGGGAACGGAGAGGCCCAAGGACAAGGGCAGGGAAGGAGACAAGGGCAAGCCCAGCCAAAGAGGAUAAGCGGCUGCAUGAAAUGAGACCAAAGGGGCCGAGGUUUAGGGGCUCCCGCUUUCUUAAGUUAAGGGGGGGCCCCCUGAUGGGGAAAGUUUAGAAGGCGGGACGCCGGAGGCGGGCGCCGCACUUUCUUGGGGCCGCCUGGUGGGUUGGCGGUUGGAGUUCCGCGCCAUCUUUGCGGGUUCGGGUUGGGCUCUUGUUUCUACUCUUUUGAAGAGGGGGACCCCUUUAGGGAUUAUGGGGGCAAGGGGUAGGCGGAGUCUUGCCUUACCUGAGUGAUUUGCGCGCCAUCAAGUCAAUUCCAGCCAAGAAGCGCAGGCGGCUGCUCGGUUUGGGGCUCUAAGACUUCGCAAGAGCUUUGCCACGUGAUUGGCCACGCGACUGACCACACGCCGGGCCACAUUUCGGCACCGAAUUCUGGGAGCUUGGGCCGCCGGUCUUGCUUGGUGAGGUCUUGCCCCUCCGUUGUGCUGGAGGGAGGCGCGGGAGCACUUUGAGACCCAUCCAAACGGCGGCUGCCGUUCCAGACUUGUUGAGUUAGGGCUUUGUCGUUGGUUGAGCGUGGGCGCGGGGUGUGGGGGUGUUCGGGGGUGCUGCGGCGCCACUGCGGGGGCCCGCGGGGUGCGAGGGCCUCGUGGGUGUAAGGCGUUUGCGUCGCUUCUGCUGGAGGCAUCGGGGCAGGGGGUGGGGGUUCUUCAUCAGUCGACGUCGAGGAGCGGCCAAAGACCAAGCGGGGGGAGAUGGUUGCGCCACCUCCUUGCGCACAGUGUGGAGCGUCUUAAAGGGGGUGGGGGAACAUGUUCGGGGCCUCAGCUGCUCGCAAGUCUCGCGCAGUGUCGGAAGGUAAGCAGAGGGCUUUGCUGGUGUUGCGGUUGCGUUCGGUCAUCGGGGUGCCAAUUCGUUUGCGCGGUUCCUCGAAAAUCCGCGCGCAAUUUAGCGACAGUGAAUAUGUCCUGGCGUGUCUCGGUGUUUUCGCGUGUCUCGGUGCCUGUCCUCGAGUGCCUCCGGCGGAUUCGUUCCUCGCAGUAGUGUUUUAUAUCAAUUUCCACGCUUGCAGUUGUGCUGUCGUUGUCAGUUGCAACCAACGAGAGCGCAGACUUUGGCGACAGCCUUUAGAUAGAACGCAACAGUAUACAACAGCCUCAACCUAGAAUCGUCCCUAUUCCAGUCCCGCGCGAUCGCGAUGGCGCUGCAGAAAAAUAUUAGCGAGCUGGCCCAACUGAAGCAAGCAGUGGACGAUAUGAAAGAGGCUGGGGCAGCACCCCAGCCAGACCUGCUAGGACUGACGAAGACAAUCGAGGAGGCGCGACAAGAUCUGGAGGCACUGCCUCAAGCGUGCCGCAAGCUUGCAGCGGAACUGUUACCGGGUCGUGACGCUAAAGAGGUGCCUGAUGAUGUCUUUCUGGAAUGUGUCGACAGUGUUGUCCCUGAAUUAAUUGCUGCAAAAUCCAAGGCCACGCUGUCCAAGGUCCGCUACGCAGUCGAACAACUCAAGCAAGCGAGUGAGAAACUGCGGAACGGCGCGGCGCCCUCAGGUAUGGUUUCUAGUUCUACCUAAACAAAUUUGAG